Messenger RNA from Podarcis lilfordi (Lilford's wall lizard), 88170 nucleotides. NCBI's taxonomy places the organism in Eukaryota, Metazoa, Chordata, Lepidosauria, Squamata, Lacertidae. The record is from the annotation of a GenBank genome assembly.
AUGGCUCCUUCUUUCAACUUCAUGCUCCUCUUCGUGCUUUUGCUGAAAGGCGCCUCCCUCGUUCCAAAUGUCCAAAACAAGCAGCAUAGCUGUAUAGGUAUGUGCUGAUUUCUUAUUUGUUGUAUUUAUUUAAAACAGCUCUUCAUAAAAAUAUCCCAGAUGAUGCACUUGUACCUUAAGGGAGAGUGCAGCCACAUCCAGAACAGAUAAGCCAUCUAAUUCCCAGAUCUAAGAACCACCCCCUCGCAACAUCUCUGUUUCAUCCGGCACACCCCUGCAACAAGGACUUGUGCAGCCACACCUAAUGCAGUUGCAUCUUGAGCACCUUCCCCACAAAGUGGACAUUUGGGACUGAGGGGUAUCUCCCAUAAGCCUCUAGCCCAUAAUAGAUAAUUUUCAGGAGCAACUAUGGCUUCUUUCAAGUCACCUCCCCGUCAUGCAAGGAGAUGCACCCACUCUCUCAAAUUCAUCAUGAUGUACAAGGGUUGCGAGACCCUAUAGUUAGCCGCACAGCUUCCAGCAUCUUGUCCAAAUUUUCAGGCCUCAAGAACCGAAAUUGAUCCCAUAGAACAGGGACCAGCAAGGUUUAUCUUGUCUGGGCCGGAUCGGUCCUGCGGAGACCCCUCCAUGGACCGGAUCAUGUGUGUGUGAGAGCUCGCGCGCCUGUGAUUUUCAGUGUCUGCUCAGACACUGUUUUCGGCACCGAUUUAGCGCAGUGUGCGAGUGGGCAGCUCAGUUUUGGGGGUGGCUCGUGGGCUGAUCAAACGACCUCCACAGGCCACUUCUGGCCCAUGGGCCUUACGUUGCUGAUCCCUGCCGUAGAAUCAGACUAUACAGUGGAACCUCAAAGCCGAAUGCCUUUGGACUUGAAUGUUUCAGCUCCCAAACGAUCAAAACCCAGAAGUGAUUGUUCCGGUUUUCAAACGAUUUUCAGAAGCUCCUGCAGCCAAUCAGAAGCUGCGCUUUGGAAGCUGAACGCUUUGGAAGCUGAACAGGCUUCCAGAACAGAUUCAGUUCGACAUCCAAGGUACGACUGUAAUAAUGCUUUAGAUUCAAUGGCAUUGAGGCUAGACAAAAUAUCUGUUAAUUUCUGAUUCUCUCUCAUUUUUCCACUCUUAAAUUCACUGCUCCACGUUUCCACAGCAAUUUGUGAUUAACACCCCCCAAAAAAACAACCCCCAUAAUAAUUCAUCAGGAUUUAAGUGCAUUUCCUCCCAAUAGACACUUUUCUGUGUAUGCACAUCUUUGCAAGCAAUCUUUAUGUUCGCUUUUCCCCAACACAUACAUAAAUUCAGAGCAGUGCAAUUUUCAAAGUUUAAUUGCGUUUCACAUCUUAUAUUUGUUCAUAAAGUGUGACUUAGUUACUUCUCAUUAAAAGGCAAACAUAAUUAAUUUUCUUUGCCAUCCCUAAAUGGACAGGUGCCUAGCAAACAUGUUCCAUAGCCCAUCUCCAAAGCUUCCAGCAGCCUUUUGAUUUGGGCAAUUGCGAAUAAACCCUCACUACUCAGAAAUGCGCUGAUGUAAUGGGGGUGGAGAAAUAAUCCUUUCACUGGAACGCAGUAGUGAUAUAUUUUUUUCAAGCAUGUAAAUGUCCCAGUUUUAUGUCCAAGCAAACAUAGAAUAUAGUUUUUGGUCCAUUUUCAAUCUGUAUAACUUUUUAGCAGCCAUCUCAGCUAAAAUAAUACUGUGGGGGGUAUUGUUUUUGUUCGUUAUUAUGUUAUGCAUUUUUGUGCUUUUAUAUUGUGAACUGUCCUGUGAUCCUUGGAUGAGGGAAGGUAUAGAAAUUUUAAUGAUGAUGUUGAUGAUUAUAAUGUGCUUUUAUACCAUCAAAUGAUGGCCACAAAUGUAGUUUACUUCUGCAUUUUUUCAGAAUUGCCACCCUGUGUUCACUUGCCUUUUGGAGUAUGUUCAGACAUUUUCCAUCCAACUAUAAAAUGCUGUUGUAAAUCCAGUCUGUUCUGUGUAGACAGACAAAGCCCUGUUGAAAUUUCUAAGGGCUACUGUACCUUCAAUGAAUUACUUCCUGUUUGCAUGUUCAGUUUGUUUUUUUAAUUGUUCCUUCCUCAUCAAAACUGGGAAAUUAGUUACGAGUUGCUUCUUAGUUUGUGUUCACUCUUCAGAGGAUUUCAAUUACUGAUUUCCUUUCAGCAUUUAUUUAUUUUUUUAGGGCAAAAUCACAACACUGUUCUGCUAAAAACAACAACACACAAAUGAGUGGGGAAAUGAAAGAAAACCAGUAAUGACUAACUGUCAUUAGCAGGAAAAAGUAAAAGGCUGACCCUAGAUGGAGAAUUUUUUUUUAACUGACAUUGGAAGGGGUCACUGCUGAACAGGGGUGAUCUUCUGAGUAAACAUUAUAGAUGAUCGUUGGCCGUAGGGAGAGCAUUGAAAGUUAAUGUAGCCUUAUAUUCAGUGCUGUGUUGAAUUUUAAUUUCACUUCUGGCUAAUUGCAGAAUAGCAAUGCCUCGGGGUCUCUAGUGCGGUAGCAACCCUUGCUUAUCAAAGUGAAAGUGGAUUUAGUAUAGCAAGUGCUUGCAAGACACAUACAGUGGUACCUCGAGUUACAGACGCUUCAGGUUACAGACGCUUCAGGUUACAGACUCCGCUAAUCCAGAAAUAUUACCUCGGGUUAAGAACUUUGCUUCAGGAUGAGAACAGAAAUCGUGUGGCGGUGGCGCAGCGGGAGGCCCCAUUAGCUAAAGUGGUAUCUUAGGUUAAGAACAGUUUCAGGUUAAGAACGGACCUCUGGAACGAAUUAAGUUCUUAACCCGAGGUACCACUGUAAAGACUAUUGCUAGUCACUUCAGAACUGCAGGCCAUCUGGUUCCCAAUCAUGGUCUAGCUCAGGUUAUUGUUGCUGCUGUUCUUACCCUGAAGAACACAAGGCACAUUCAGAUUGGGGAAUGGCAUUCACCCAGCCAGCCAGCCCAGGAGAACUUCAAUAGGGUUUGUUGUACAGCAGUAAUCGCUUCCUUGCGAUGGGUUUAAUUCUGAUGCCGGCUGCUGGUAGAAACAACAGAGGGGUAGGGUACACACAGUUCUAGUUUCCUCCACCCCAGGAGAGUUGCUAAUCAGGGGUAAUCAAUAAGGAUUAACAGUCUCCAGACAAAAGAGAUCAUGGGAACAAGCCCCGACUUGCAGUGUGUUUGCUAAUUGCACAGGGAAAUAAGCCGUAUAGUAACUGCUAUGUCUGCAGAUAAUUUACCUGAUUAUAGUCGCAAUUGUGGAACUAAUUAUUCAUUAGUAACCCCCUCUGAAGGAAGGGGGCUAUUUAUAAAGUUAGCUCUUUCAGCGCCGCAGCCUCUGUAUUCAAUCAUGGAAAGAAGCACAUGUAAAUGAGGCGUGGUAGAUCUGCAAGAAAAAUGGAGCAUGUACGGGAGCAAUUUUACAGGCCCCCUGCUUUCUGUGUGCCUUUCCACAACAGGGUACGCACCAGUUUGAAGAAAAGAAAAGACAAAUGUGUUCUCUUAGCCACAUUUUUAAACCUGUGCCUUCAGCAGGGGCGGGGGACCACUUCCAUUAACUACAAAUUUUUGGAAUCGUUUACUUGUCAAAACUAAGGAAACGAACAGUUAAACAGUUCCCACAAUCCAAUAGCAAAAGCAAUAGAUUGCAUCUCUUACGUAGUUCAUUAAUUGGAUGCCACAAGUAAGAUCCACAAAUAGCUACAGUCAUUUUUAAAAUAAGACCAUUUCUUUUUCUCAAAGUUGCAGGGAUUUUAUCUGAAUAAAUGACAGGCAACUUUUUUCAAAAAUCACAUUUCCUUCGUUCCAAUGGUUGUUAAGCCAGCUGUCCCUGCUUAACUACGUUGGUCUUUCAAUGAAUUUCAAUGUUGGUUCCAUUAUGUGACAUGUAUUUUGGGGGAAAUACAGGGUGGAUAAUAUAUUUCAUGUCUCAUUUUUAGCAUUGAAAAAUAUAUAUGCAGUCAUAUUGAAAGAAUCAUGGAUUCCCAAUACUCAGAAAUGCUUAAUGACUGGAAGCACUGCAAAAACUCAGCCAAACCAGUUGCACUCAACAACUGUUGAGGACAUUGGCAUGCUAGAAAACAUUGCUUACACCCUGUGGGGUCCUAUAGUUAGCAUGCCCGUCAAAACCACAAUUCAUUUUAUGCUGAAAAUCAAUCUAAACUCUGAGCUUCAGCUAGAGUCCGUCCAGAGUGAGUUUACUGCUUUCUGAGCAAUUUAUGCGAGCGUAAAUCAGUGUUUGAUUUGAUUUAAGGAUAAGAAGAAAUAUCAGAAAAUUCUGUCCUUCCCCCUCUUCUUAUUCCUAGGUCCAUGUCACCAUAUCAGUAUGAACAGUUAAGACUGCAGAGUGUACCCAUAGAGUCCAUUUUCAAGGCUGAAGGGCAAUGAAAAGCAAGGAAGGGACGUGGAGAGGAAAUUGAGGAAACAGGGAAUCAGCCAAAGAGAUAAUGGAUGCUAAACAAUGGAGAAGUAGCAGAACGGGAACAAGUGUUCGUACAGGUCUUAGGGUCCUGAAGUUAAUAUCAGUCAAGUCAAGUCACAUUUACAUUGUUGCUAAAACCACAAAUGGAAUGAGAAAUAGGUUCUCAGUUAUUGUCCUUGGAAAAAUUGCAUAUUACACUAGCCUUUUGUACUUUAUACUCAAAAAGCUCCAAAUAGUGUGUUGUAUAAUAUGCUCUCAGGCCAAGGUUUUGGCGCUCAUCUCGCUUUAUUGGCCGAGGGAGCCGGCGUAUAGCUUCCUGGUCAUGUGGCCAGCAUGACUAAGCCACUUCUGGUGAACCAGAGCAGCGCACGGAAACGCCGUUUACCUUCCUGCCAGAGUGGUACAUAUUUAUCCACUUGCACUUUGACGUGCUUUUGAACUGCUAGGUUGGCAGGAGCAGGGACAGAGCAACGGGAGCUCACCCCGUUGUGGGGAUUCAAACCGCUGACCUUCUGAUCGGCAAACCCUAGGCUCUGUGGUUUAACCCACAGCGCCACCCGCGUCCCAACAGCGCCACCCACGUCCCGAAGGUUGCUGCAGUUCAAAACCUGAGUUCCUGCAUUGUUCAAAUGGGGCUCCUUUGCCGUUCACAGUCAGUUUGCCAUUUCUCCCCGAAGGUUACAUUUAAACUGGGCCAAUCAGCACUUCUUGUGUGUUGUGCAUCACACUGUCAUUGUAUUAUCCCCCCACCCAAUUAUUUGUGCUUUCUGAUUUGCAGAGGUGCCCAAGGCAGGUUUUGUAAAUCCUGGGGCUGUUCAAUUUGAUGACUGUGAUAGGAAUUUUGAGGUCUUAGAUAUAUGUUAAAUGUUCAUAAGUGUACCAACCAAGCACGUACGUAGAUCAGCACAGGAAGACUGACCUGAAACCAUUAUUUAUUCCCAAAACUGACCAAAUGUUUUCUCUGCAAAGUCAAAGGAAAAUGGAAAAGCCUCCCCAUUAUCUUUUCCUUCACAAAUCCUGUCUUAAGGGCACAUUUAAGAUAUGAAUAGGGGGUGAGCCUGUGACCUGGCUCAGGAACUAAGUAUUUAUCGUUACAAAAGACUGGCUAGGCUCCCAAGGGAUCCAAUCAAGUGACCAUUAAACAGGUAACCUGUUUAGACGAGAUAAACAACGCACUCAGAUUUCUGCUGUAGACCGCCUUUUCUGUGGUGUAGGUAUGAUGUAUCUGGGGGGUGGUCUUAGGUUGCACCCCUUCUGUGAUGUAUGUAUGAUGUAUGGAGGGGUGGUCUUGAGCUCCAGGGCAGGGAAUUUAAAAUGUCUAUAUAAGGGCAGGCACACCUUUGUUCUGGGUUCCUCCUCCCUCCUGCGUGUGGUGAGUGAGGACCCUGUUGCAACAGAUCAAUAAAGAUCAGGCUUACUGGCUGCUUUGCUUCUCAAUAUUAUCUGGUUGGCUUCUGUUAUUUUCUCCUACCAAUCGGGAACCUACGUAAGGACUCUGUAUGGGCUCUUGGAUACCCCAGAAGGGGAAAAGGGCAGAUUUUUGUAUACAGCAUGACCACAACUGAUCUUCCCCUGCAUGCAUUGAGUGUGUUGCAGAACACAGUUACAGCCCCAUGUAUGCCAUUACAACUGGCUUGAAGAACACAUGAACCGAGAGUUGCAAUACAGUACAGGGCUUGCUUAGCAAAAAAAGGUGGUGAAAAAGUGUUCUCUAACUGCAGGAAGUUUCCCAAACAUACAGUACUAGCUUUCUAAAUGUUGACAUUUGAGGUGCCAUUUCCCAUUUAAUGGUAACUGAAAUGCAAGUCAUCUGUUGCAAUACCUCCAGAAAUAGCCCACUGCCACUAUUGACCAACAUGUACACCGUUUGGAUAUGUUGUUUUUCAACAAGUAAUUUUGGGCCAUUUCUGGAGGUAUUGCAACAGAUGAAUUGCAUUUCAGUCAUAUGCACUUAUGGAAUUUGAAGCCUAAAAAUGUCCCCUAAGUCCUCAGUACUUGAGGCAGGCAUAGGCAAACUCUUGAGGCAGGCAUAGGCAAAUGUUUGGGACUACAAUUCCCAUCAUCCCUGACCACUGGUCCUGUUAGCUAGGAAUGAUGGGAAUUGUAGUCCCAAACAUCUGGAGGGCCAGAGUUUGCCUAUGCCUGACUUGAGGGGAUAAUUUUGCCUACAGUGAUUUGGGCACUUGUCCCCACUGCCAUUUGGGUGUACUUUAUCCCCUAAUGAGGAACAAUCCAGAAAUGUGUUGGGUAUUACAAGUGAUAGUGAAUCUUAUUUUCUACAGAUGGCUGCUUUCCUUCAGGAUUUCCACAGGGCUGUGUUAGACUAGUAGGAGUUGGUUCUUGCUGUGCUUCUCAAACUAUUUUGAAUCCAGAGGUUCUGUUUUAUGGAGGAAAGCAGUACAAAAUCAGCUGCUUCAUUCAAAUUUGUAUUUCCUACAGAUUUAGUUGCACAGAGGCUAGCGGCAGGUCUGGGAUUUCAUAUCCAAAGAAGACAAGCAAAAUAAACUAUUUGUUCUGUUUCCAUAACGAUGCAGAGCUUUUGAAAACAGAUAAUUCGUUUGUAUAAAAACCAUCAUUUUCCCCACAGUCAAGAGGCAAUGGGCUUUGUUACAUCUGCCCUUAUUUUCCAUUGAAUUUUGAACCACAUUUGAUUGCAUGGAGCUCUGUCAGUGUUUAAAUAACUAGGAUAGCUCAUUCCCCUGGAAGGCAGAUAGGAGAUGCAAGUUAUCAUAUUACAAAGCAGACCUUUGCGGCAUGUUUAUAUGUGGGGGACGCUCCUGGGAGACCUUGUGCGUGGGCUACAGCACGCUUGUUUUGCAUGUGGGGCUUUGGAAGCAAACCCGUCAGCAGUAACUGUCACACCGACUGCUACAUUGGGGAAAUCAGCGUCGUUACUAGACUGCCCUACAGCCGGGCCCCUGCAAUGCAGAGAAGCUCAGGAAGCCGUGUUGAGAGUUGAGGGAGGCAUUUGAAACCCUCCCUUGCUUUUGUGGAAGUCUCCGUGAUCCUGCACAGGAACAAGCCUGCAGAUCAAACCUGUACGUAGCAUUCCUGAAAUAUACUCGGAGUCCUGUAGUGGUUUUGUGCUCUUUAUUGCAGCUUCUAAAACAGUGAUUCAAUUGCCCCCCAAACCUCAGGCUUUUAUAUACAUUAUUUACACAAUGAGUCCCAUCUGAUUGGCUGAUUCUGCUUCCCUCCUGAAGCCUGAUUGGUCUUCUCCUGUAGGCCAAUCAGUUGUUGCAUUCUAGGAUCCUACCAGCCUAAUAGGCUGAUUCUGCCUCUCUCCUGGAGCCUGAUUGGUCUUUUCCUGCAGGCCAAUCAGUUGUUGCAUUCUAGGAUCCUACUUGCCUAUUGUUCUAGGAUCCAAGCAUAGUACAUAACAGUUCCCUUGCGGAAAGGGUCUUGGCUCACUGGCAAUGAACGCAGAAGAUCCCAGGUUCAGUCAUCACCAGGUUGAGCAGGAUCCCUGAAGAGCCCCUGCCAGUCAGUAUAGAUCCGGGGGUGGGGGACCUUUUUGGACUAAUGGGUCAGGACCUUAUUUUCCCCCAUGGCCCCGGGGCCAAUUCUGCCAGGUGGGCCCAACAACCCACUUCUCAGUAACCUGAUAUCAUAAUGUCAAUAUUAUGUUCUGAAGUUCUCACCCUGGGCCAGCAGGGGGAUACUGUAGAUAGUUAUGCAAAUAAGGGAUUGAAAGUGACGUUCAGUGAUUGGAUAGUUUUAGAAAAUUGUUACAGUUACGUUGUGCUGGAGCUCUAUAUAAGCAGGCUGACUGAACCCUUCAGUUCAGUUCUGUCCUGGCCUGUGAAUAAACAAGAGCUGUUUGAAGAAUCGCUGUGUCGUCUGGAUAUGUUCACCCACAACUUAACAGUCGACACUUAGCAAAGUCCCUUGCACAGUGCUCCCCAAGUGCCCAGCUUCCUGGCAAUUGAGCACAGGGCUCGCAAUAGGCAGUUUCCUAAUUUUAAAAUUGCUCUGUGAAAAACGUAAGAAGAAGGGUUUGUCCCCGUGUUCAUAAUCACCCACAUCAAUGAGAUGUUUGGAUCAGGUCAGUGGAUCUGCCACCUUUCAGGAAAUUAUUCUCACAACAUCUUUCAAACUUCUGGGAGAUUUAAAACUUCAGAAUCUGUAACUGAAUUCUGGAGCCACCUUUUCUUUCCGGACUGGACUCUAAUCUUCAGUUAAAAGUUGGAUUUAUUUUAUUUUAAUUUUUUACUUAAGAAUAGUCACUGCUGUCAUGGGAUGAGGCUAAUAAGCCCAGAGCCAGGUCUGCACAGCUGACUCAACGUGUUUGUAUAUGUAGAUUGGAACCAACCCAAACUGUAAUUCUGAAUGAAGCCAGCACUACUUAGAAACCAACUGGGCUGGCUUUCUGCGGUGUGUUGCAGUAUGCCAAGAGAAGACUCUCCCAUCAGCCCUUAGCCUGAUAUACCAGGAAAAUUCAUUCUUUGUCAGACAGAUGCGUUCACUUUUCACUGGCUUCAAGGGCACAUAGUACUGCAACCUGAAUUGUAAAGGGGAAAGUGCCAUGCAGGCAUAUGCUAUUGUCUUAAAUCCGUAUUUUCUAUUUUAACAAUAAAAAAUAAUGUUAAGUCCUAUUCCCAUCUGGUUAAAUUAAUGUGAGCAGGAUCAUGCACAAUGCAACUAAACCCACGUAACUAUAAUAACAAAGUUGGCCGCUUUCCCCCGCAUUUAAAAUCUGUAUUCUAAAAAAAGGAAGUCUUUUGUGCUGGCUUUUAUCUGCAGCCAUUGAUACCAUUCUAAUUAGAAUUUCCUUUGUAUGUUUGCUGCAGAAGUAGAUUAAUUUCAACAGUCUGUUCAGCUUGCCAGGGGGUUCGUGGCCAGCAAACUCUCGCUCCGACUUUAUUAGCUGAGAUGUGAUUUCCUCCCAUCUAAACUCCCUCUAGUCUAUUAGAAAUGUCAUUUUAUUAUUAAACACAUUCUCUCUUUUUUAGUAUGAUAGGAAAGCAGUCUCUUGAAAUGUGAAUUUUUAGAUUAUUGCUGUUGAACAGUAUGAGUAUUGUAUGCUCUGAUCCCCCUCGUAAAUUAAAUGCAGGUGGAACAAACUAUAUCUGAAAAGAGACAGGCAGGUUUAUUAAUGCUCAGGUCUGGCUGCGAAGGGAUGAUAGACGUUGUAAUACCGAGACAUUUCUUGAAAUAAAAAUGCCCCUUCAUCCUGUCAAGGAGUGAAAGUCAUUGUCAAGUGCUACCAAGAAGCCAAUCUCUUAAAUGUUGCUUUUAAAAAAAAGUUUUUUACAACUCUAGAGUUUUGAGAUUAUGCGGUAGAGUCUGUCCAUGAUGGAAUAGUUUUUCAUCCCAUUCAUUUGAAGGGAUGGGAGUGCCCUGUUCUUGCCCAGCAGAAGAGACCUUGGUUAGGGCAAGGCAGGUGGGUUGUCACAGCGCUGUGAUGAACUCCUAGUGAGUAACUGGCUCUGUUAAAUUGGAAGUGAAUUGAGGCCUUUUCUGCCUGUGCCUCCUAUGCUCUGCACCUUUUUAGAGACCUCUUUCCAAGAUCUCCCACCUGGUAUGUUUCCUGUGCUUUGGGUUCUUCAGGCCAUGAGAAGGCACCUAUGAUGGUCACAGCACUGUGGCAUCUGGUUCAGCCAGUCCUAGGAUUAGGGGGACCCUGUUCACCAACAUCCAACUCAGAGCUAGGAACUUGGUCCAGCUCCUUAGAUGGGAACACUUUAGCUUCUGAAUCACAGUCCUGGUCACUACUGGAUUCCACCAGGAUCAUUGGAAAGAGAAAGAUAUCUGUGCUUCACUGUCUCAUUUAAACCAAUGGGACUUAGAAGUUCUUACUCUGGUUGUAGUUGGCACUGUAGUCUAAACCACUGAGCCUCUUGGGCUUGCUGAUCAGAAGGUCGGCAGUUCGAAUCCUUGCGACAGAGCUCCCGUUGCUCUGUCCCAGCUGCUGCCAACCUAGCAGUUCGAAAGCACGACAGUGCAAGUAGAUAAAUAGGUACUGCUGCAGCGGGAAGGUAAACGGUGUUUCCGUGCGCUCUGGUGUCCGUCACGGUGUCCCAUUGUUCCAGAAGCAGUUUAGUCAUGCUGGCCACAUGACCCGGAAAGCUGUCUGUGGACAAACACUGGAUCCCUCAGCAUGAAAGCAAGAUGUGCGCCGCAACCCUAUAGUCACCUUUGGCUGGGCUUAACCAUCCAAGGGUCCUUUGCCUUACCUUUACCUCUGGUUGAAUCAUGUCCUACUUCCUGGAGAAGAAUGUUGUUGUUGUUGUUGUUGUUGUUUAGUCAUUUAGUCGUGUCCGACUCUUUGUGACCCCAUGGACCAGAGAAUAGCACUCGGCUAAUUUUGCUCAAGGCAAGGUAUGUCUUACAUACAGUGGGAAAGUGAGCUGACCUUAACAAUUUGCUGCAGCUAAUACAUUUACAAUACAAUCCGAGAUGUGACAAUUCAAAAGCAAAUACUAUUGUGUUCAGUGGGACUUACUCUUAGAUUGCAAACUUGGUCAACUUGGACUUUCAUAUUUGAAAUCAAUAUUUAAAGCACAAGAAUAAAACAUCUUGACAAUGUGACAUCAGCAGAAGAGAUUUUCCUUAGGUCUUAAAAACAGGUGGUAUUUUCCUUAAAAUCUAAAGAACAAUGUUAAUAUUUAGUCCAGCAAGUCAAAUUCCUAUGAAAUCCUGUGAUUGUUAAUAUUUGUGUGUAUAGGUAGUAUAGCUACAAUAUGUGUCCUAUUAAUACUUUUAUUAAUACUCCUAUUAAAAUCAGGAUGCUCCUACCUGGUUAACCGAUUAAUAUUAGUAUGGAAGUGUACACCGAGCAGCUACAAUUUCUAAACAGCAGUUUAUAUUUCACCUUAUAAUGGUGCUCUGCAUUCAUAACUCAUGGGUACAGUGACAUGGAUUUCCUUUGAAAAAAAUUCCUGCUCCUAAAUAAUCCAAAAUCCAGUGUACUGCUAUGAUCUCUGUGCAUUAUUCUGGUACCCUUGGCAGCUGAAUGUGUACCUGACUCCUUCGGAAAACGUUACAUGAGAGGCGAUGUGAGGGAAUGUGAUAGUUGGAUCUGUGUUGGCAGUCAUCAAGUGCUGUACGUGCCCGUGUGAAUUAGCCCUUGAUUAGUCUAUCACAGGAAUAGGCAAACUCGGCCCCCAGAUGUUUUGGGACUACAGCCCCAUCAUCCCUAGCUAACAGGACCAGUGGUCAGGGAUGAUGGGAAUUGUAGUCUCAAAACAUCUGGAGGGCCAAGUUUGCCUAUGCCUGGUCUAUCACAUAUCGGAGUCUAGGCAUGCAUUUUGCAGAGGGUUCAGAGUGCCCUUGUUAACUUGCUACUGAAUUUGAAAUCCAGGAAGGAUGAGACAGAGGCUUGCAUUCAGGAUGCUGCACUGAAGACUACAAGCAGAGGUGUUGCGACACAGGAGAUCCUCUUGCUGCUGUUUGCAAUAACACCGCAUUGUCCGUUGGACUUGCACCAUCCAUGAAAGCAUUGAUAUAUCUUACGAGAUAUCGGCAUGUCCAGAAACAUGAUGCAAAUUUGUCUUCCAAACCCUGGCUUUCUUGGAAGCUACUAGGCGUAGUUCCUGAUUGGUUCAUGAUGGGAUUAGCAGGGAUUAACUGUGCUCCUGAGUUAGUGAAAUACGGUGGCAUUGCACAGGGUCAUCUAGCAGUCAGGACUCGGUGCUUUUGAUCCUGUGCUACCAGGCACUCUGCCUUCCCUAGAAACCUAACUGAUUAACAACAGGAGGAGCAGAUGCAAAAGAAUUCAGGGCUUUCUGUACUCUUAUCAGUUGUGCAAAAGGGAUAAUUUCAGCAGCUACACCUAAUAAACUGCACCCCUGCUAAAAUUCCCCCUUUUGCGCAACUGUUACAGUAGUCCUGACCUCUUUUUCAUCUGACCACUAUAGUUGUCUUUUGACUCCACAAGCCAAUCCCUGGUCACCUAGUCCAGUGGUUCUCAACCUGUGGGUCCCCAGAGCUGUUGGACUACAACUCCCAUCAUCCCUAGCUAGCAAGGCCAGGGCUCAGGGAUGGUGGGAGUUGUAGUCCAACAACAUCUGGGGACCCAGAGGUUGAGAAAUGCUGACCUAGUCCUAAUCGAGAAAUCUACUAUACACCUUACCAGCUAGUUGGCUCAGAUCUAAGGUUUUGCAAGCUUCUGCUAUCUAGCAUUAUGUUUUACAAGGUAACCUCAUUAUGUUGCAAAUGGACUGGAGAAGGUUUUGAUUUUAUAAUUCCUUCCUUUCAUCUAGGAAGCUUAACUUCUUGGUAUUUUCCUGCCAUUGGUGUGUUGGGUUCCUCUGCUUUGCUUCUUUGACUGUUCAUCAGGUAUGAAGAACUUCUGGUCCAGUGUUUCUCAAACUUGGGUCUCCAGCUGUUGUUGGACUACAAUUCCCAUCAUCCCUAGCUAGCAGGGCCAGUGGUCAGGGAUCAUUGAAGUUGUAGUCCAACAACAGCUGGGGACCCAUGUUUGAACACUGUGCCUGGUUCCUCAGGUUUGCUAUCCCUACUGUACAGAGGGCACUUCCGCUUCUCACUUCCUACUUUGGAGUUCUCAGAAUAGUAAAGAAUCCAUAACAGAUUACUGUUUUCUUUAGCUCCUUGCUUCCCUACUUCUCAUACCUAUAGUAUGAAUAGUAAUCUCAUAAUACAAGACUCCUGAUAAUCUAGGUUACAAAUGCACUUCAAAUCAUGGUUACGGUAACUGGUUUGUGGAGAUAAGUGUUAUGUACUGAAGUUCUCACUCUGGGCCAGCAGGGGGAUACUGUAGAUAGUUUUCACUCAGGUCCACAUAUGCAAAUAAGGGAUUGAAAGUGACGUUCAGUGAUUGGAUAGUUACAGAAAGUUGUUACAGUUGCAUUGUACUGGAGCUCUAUAUAAGCAGGCUGGCUGAACCCUUCAGUUCAGUUCUGUUCUGGCCUGUGAAUAAACAAGAGCUGUUUGAAGAAUUGCUGUGUUCGUCUGAUAUGUUCACCCACAACUUAACAUUAAGCACAGUUAGAAUGAGCAAUGGUUUGUAUCAGGAACUAAAACAGGAAAAUGGUGCUGCUGAAAGGAAUGGACUUCACAUGAAUGGCUGACUCCCGACUAGGAGAUCAGAGUUUGCUAGAAAAUACUCUUCUUCCUCCAACAAAGGAAAGUUUACAAAACACACUUUAAUAAAUAAUGUUCAGACGCCCUGAAUUUUCUCCCUCGGCAAAAAAAGAGAACUUUUUAAUUUUAAAAUCAAUAUGAGUAACAGGAAUCUUUCUUUUUCUUGCCUUUGCAGGAUGUGUCCUCGUGGUGUCCAUAAUAGAACAGCUUGCUCAAGUCCACAAUUCUACAGCAAAAGAAGCUCUGGAGAGGCUCUGUCGCUACUUACCUGGUAAAAAAGCAAUGUACCAUAUGUUGGUCUGUUCAGUGAUUAUUAUGAAUUCACACGUGUGACUGUAAAUGUUGCACUGCUAUUAUUAGUCGCAACUUGGCUUAAUGCAACUGAAGGCUAUCAAAGCGUUAUACAUGGGACCUAUUUUUGCUUCCUUAAUUUGACAGCAAUUCAGUGUUUAUCUUGUUUAAGGGUGUAAGAAUAGCACUAGUGAUUCAGAUGGAGGGCCAUUGUAUGUAAUCAGUAGAAAUGUGGUUCUUUCUCUGUCUUCCUUUAGGUCAGCUGUUCUCAAUUUUUUUCUCUGGGCCACACUUUCAGAAUAAACAUUUGCUCGUGCCACACUGAUUUCUUUCGUUUCUCUGUUCAAACAGUGAUUCUGGAUCACAACUAAGAUUGUCCUCAGCAUCGCUUGAUGCUUUUGCUCCCAAUUAAAAAAUAUAUCUAUCCAUCUUCUGCAAAUGAAAACACAUUUUGAUACUAUACUAUACUAUACUGUACUGUUCUGUACUAAAUGUUUCUUUGAAGAUUCUUUGAAUCUUCCUGCCACGCUUGCCAACUUCUCUUGCCACACCAGUGUGGAGUGCCACACCUUUGAGAACUACUGAUUUCGGAUGUAGAUGGAGAGGAUUAUUUGAGUGGUUCCUGUUGGGGAAAUAUGUAUUACGCACACCGAAAAGUAUCGUGCAAGGCAGAAGACUAAGCUAGAGCACACAUCCCUGACAUUAAAAGUUUAUAUAUGCAGGGGGGUUUUGGUUGCCCCAGUCCAUUCCAAUAUGCGUUUCUAAAACAUGUGCUGUCUGCAGUGGUACAACACAGAGAAAACAAACUAUUCUACACUGGUGCAUGCUGAGAUAUGUGUGUGUUUAGUGAGUUAUUCACCAUGAUCCCAGGAUACCUUUCCUGGAUUUUUAUUAUUAUUAUUAUUAUUAUUAUUAUUAUUAUUAUUAUUACUAUUAUUAUUGUUGUUGUUGUUGUUGUUAUUUUCUGGCUUGGUGAUGAAGAGAUGAGGAAGAGAAAAAAAGACAGGAUGUGCCCAGGCAGGUAGGAAAAUAUACAGUGGUACCUCAGGUUACAUACAUUUCAGGUUACAGACGCUUCAGGUUAAAGACUCCGCUAACCCAGAAAUAGUGCUUCAGGUUAAGAACUUUGCUUCAGGAUGAGAACAGAAAUCGUGCUCUGGCGGUGUGGCAGCAGCAGGAGGCCCCAUUAGCUAAAGUGGUGCUUCAGGUUAAGAACGGUUUCAGGUUAAGUACGGACCUCCAGAACGAAUUAAGUACUUAACCCGAGGUACCACUGUAUAUUGCUACCUGUCAGGUCACAGUGGGAGUGUCUCUCGCAGAGUCCUCUCUAGUCAACUUACAGGAAAACUCUCUGAGCUUCUGCUCCAACCAUGUGCCUAUUUAGCAAUACAGGAAUUGUUGGUUUGAUUGCACUUUAAAUAUCCCACACCAAAGAAGAGUAACAAAAAGCAUCAGUAGAAGAAUAAUCAGAGGCCGCAAUGUCUUACAAGGUACUCACUUUGGGGACGGACACUAGCUAGCUUUUUAGAAGAACUGGAGAAAUGAAUGGAGGACGUGCUCCAUCACUGACAAUUUGCUGUCACGGGAAAAUGUCAGGACGCCUCCUUGACAGAUGCUGGGGGAGAGCUUCAGGGGACGGAUCCAUCACGUUCUGCUUAUGAGCUUCCCAGAGGAAUCUCACGGGUGAUUCUUCCGUUCUUAUGCUAAUCUUCUCUUACUGCUACAUCACCUAAGCCAAUCAUAGUUUUUGAGGAGUGGCAGUUAGUCCUUUUGAAUAUUUAUGAACAGGAUUUGUGAUGCCCAUAAGAAUUCUGCGCAUUAAAAAUUAUUGUAGCCAGAUGAUAUUUUAUGUCUCCUUUCUCGAUGUUGUGGCAAGAGAAGGAGCAUGGCUAAGGGAUGUGUGUGUAUUAUAAAUGCACAGCUCUCCGUCUCUUGUUCUUUGUCGGAGGGCAUGUUAGGGAAUUGAACAUCUCCAAUAACUUGCCUUUUUGGCAAACAUUUCUAGCAGUGCUUUAAGGAACCCAUUUUCUCCCCGCCUUCUCCUUAGCUUUAUACUAGGAGCAUGAUAAGAACAAGGAAUCUAGUGUUAGUCAAGGGCACAAUUUUAAUUGGCCAAAUUAAACUUAUGCAGAUUAACCAUAAUGUGAAAAAUGGACAGAGAGGAAUUCUCUUUAUAAGGAAGGACAAUGAGAUAGGCUAAAAGCUCAGUUGAAAUACAGAUGACUCACCUCAGAUCAGAAGGAACAACUGUGUGCUUUGAAGUUUCAUGAAGAAAUUGUAUGACAUGAUUCUUUUCUUUCUUUAAAAGAUGUUUUUCUUCUUAAUUUUCUUCUUUUACAUCUUGCCACCUUGCACCUAGAACAUUCACCGUGCCCUUUUAAAGCUACUGAGAAUGUAGAUUUUUUUAGCAGCUGUACUUGUACUUUUGUACUUCUUUCUGUAUUUGCAUAUUUACUGAUCCAAAAUACUUGUUGCAUGCUAUCCCAAUCUCUGAGAGGCGUACAUCUGCCUGUUUAAACCCACUUGUACCUAUCUUUCCUUGCUUCCUUCAAAAAUAACCUCUGAUAUUCAUUAACUUAUUAACAGUGGUUUUUAGAGUGUCUUACAAUUGGAACUGCAAAGUUUAGUUGGUAAUCAGUGGGUUAAUCAACUAAAGAUUUACGGUGGGGGCAAAUUUUAAUUGGUGAGGCCAUGAAUGAGUUUGAAGGGCACUUAAAUAUAUACAUUUGUGGAUAUAUAUCCUGGUUUCAGUGUGCUGCUUUUAAUGUGGGGGCAAAUUUUAAUUAGUGAGGCCAAGAAUGAGAUUGAAGCACACUUUCGUUUGUUUUUAAUUAUUAUUUUGUCUUUGCGCUGUGUGAUCUCGGGGGAAAAGAAUAUAUUAAAGAUAACCUUUCAGUCUUUCACAUGAGUGAUAGCAACGAAAUCAUCUCAACAGAAAAGGCAGCUACGUUAAGGCCUUACUAAUCUGCAAAUCUGUUUAAAUGCAAUUGUUUACAUGAUCACUCGGUUUAAAGGUAGCUAAAUAGUCAACUAAUAAAUCGUCAGCCAGUGGACAGCUUUAGUCCAUUUAUCCUCACAAAAAUCUGUUGGGUGGUUUAGGCUACAAGAUUCCUUGCUCAAGGCUGACCAGGGCUCAGCCACAUUUGCACUUGUCCCGUUUUGAGAAAACAUAGGUAUGAGUAGUUUUCCACUUGCUCUGCUCCUUUCCCAGGGAAAGCCUGGUCCUUAGCUCUAAAUCAAAGCAAACAUCAAUCUGGAGAAAAUACGAAUUGCCAUUUGCUCUAACUGAGCACUGAAGACACACCACGCAAAUAUCCUGCUUUGAGCAGGACAUUCUGGAUUGACAGAAGCCGCCCCAGAAGCUUCCUGCAACAGCAUAGCUGUCAACCUUCCCUUUUUUUGCGGGAAAUUCCCUUAUUCCAGCGCCGUUUCCCACUGCUUUCCACUACUAUCCCAGAUUGUUAAAUAUCCCGUAGACUGUCCCCAGGACAGGUGAGGCUGCUGAUCCCUUAUUUUCAAAUCUGAAAGUUGACAGCUAUGUGCAACAGGCCAGUGCUGAAAGUUGUAUCAACGGAAGUAUAGUGUCUUGAGGGAAGUCAUAGUCUUGCUCUAUUCUGCCUUUGUCUGACCACACCUGGAGUCCUGUGUCCGGUUCUGGAAGCCACAAUUUAAGAAGGCGUUUGACAGGGUAGAAUGUGUGCAGAGGAGGGUGACCAAGAUAAUCAUGGGUCUGGAAGCCAAGCCAUAUGAGGGACAGUUGAGGGAAUUUGGUAUGUUUAGCCUGGCAAAGAGGAGAUAUGGUGGCCAUCUUCAAAUUUUUAAAGGGCUGCCACAUGGAAGAUGGAGCAAGCCUGCUUUCUCCUGCUCCAGAGGCUAGGACCCAGACCAAUGGAUUCAAGUUUUUAACUAAAUAAGAAGAGCUUUCUGUUUAACAGUGGAAUUGGCUCCCAUGAGAGAUGGCGGACUCUCCCACCUUGGUGGUUUUUAUGCAGAUGUUGGAUGGCCAUAAGUCAUAUAUGAUCUGGUUGAGAUUCCUUCAUUGCAGGGAGUUGGACUAGAUGACCCUCAGGAUCUCUCCCAACUCUACAAUCCUUUGAUUCUAUGAAACAGGAUGCUGAACUAGAAAGACACUUGCUCUGUUCCUGCAGGGAAUCUCUUGGCUUCUUAAUGGCACUUUGGUGUGUUCAAAUAGUCUUUUAAGUAUGUGCACUCACUUUUUAAAUGUGUUGUUUUCCAGAAAAGUUGCACUUACAAGGAGCAUGCAUUCUGACCGCUGAAAUAUUUGGACCACAUAUAAUUAAGUUGUGAGUAUUAGCGCGUCAUAAAAAUAAGUAAAUAUGUAUGCUAUGUAGCCAUUUUAUACAGAGGCUAAAAUAUUCAUUUCCAGUUGGUGCCUGACAGGUGUCCAGAUUCAUUCAUCAUUUUAUUUACGUUGUAAAGUUGCUUGUUGUUUACCCUUAUUAUACCUUUCAAAAUCUUUCUGUGUUAGUCGUUCUCCUUCACUUUUUAAAAAGGAACCAUAAUAAUAGCAUAAAAGGUAAAGGUAAAGGGACCCCUGACCGUUAGGUCCAGUCAUGACCGACUCUGGGGUUGCGGCGCUCAUCUUGCUUUAUUGGCCGAGGGAGCCGGCGUACAGUUUCUGGGUCAUGUGGCCAGCAUGACUAAGCCAUUUCUGGCGAACCAGAGCAGCACACGGAAACGCUGUUUACCUUUCCUCCGGAGCAGUACCUAUUUAUCUACUUGCACUUUGACGUGCUUUCAAACUGCUAGGUUGGCAGGAGCAGGGACUGAGCAACGGGAGCUCACCCCAUCGUGGGGAUUCGAACCGCCGACCUUCUGAUCAGCAAGUCCUAGGCUCUGUGGUUUAACCCACAGCACCACCCGCGUCCCAGUAAUGACAUAGAUAAAGGGUAAAGGGACCCCUGACCAUUAGGUCCAGUUGCAGACGACUCUGGGGUUGCGUCGCUCAUCUCUCUUUAUUGGCCGAGGGAGCCGGCAUACAGUUUAUGGGUCAUGUGGCCAGCAUGACUAAGCCGCUUCUGGCAAACCAGAGCAGAGCACGGAAACGCCGUUUACCUUUCCUCCGGAGCGGUACCUAUUUAUCUACUUGCACUUUGACAUGCUUUCAAACUGCUAGGUUGGCAGGAGCUGGGACAGAGCAACGGGAGCUCACUGACCUUCUGAUCGGCAAGCCCUAGGCUCUGUGGUUUAACCCACAGCGCCACCUGUGUGACAUAACCAAGCUUAAAUAAGGUUGCAUCACACCAAGGAAGCCAAUGAUGUAGGGCAUAGGUUUUCAACCUUUUGAGCCCAUGGCUCCCUUGACCAACUAAAUUCUUUCUGUGGCACCCCUGGGGGGCUCAGGAGCCCAGUUGGUCACCCCUUGCCUGCAGAGCUGGCAGCCUCUCAUCCCUUUUCAAAAACCCUCGCUUGUGGAGUAUGUCCUCAACCUUCUCUUUGCUCCCCUCACCUUGGGAGUCCUCUGGGCAGCCGCAGAUGCCGCCCCGGCCUCUGAGUUGCCCCUCUCUCUCAGCCCCAAAUAGAGGUGCCUCUUCAGCCUGCCCAAGCACCCCCGGGUGAGCUCUGGAGGCACCAUUCACCUGGGGAGCUUGUAGCCAGGGGUGCUGCAACAAGCAGCUGUGCAAGCCUUUGGGAGGCAAAGACAUGAGAGGGCAUCAGAGGAGGGAAGCAAAGAGGGACAGAGGCUAGUGUUGCCCACAGCACCCCUGACCAUCAUUCAAGACACCCCAGGGCACCACAGCACACUGGUUGAAAACCACUGUUGUAGGGGGAAGGACCUUAGAAAUAGGACCAUAGGAACAUAGGAAGUGGCCUUUUACCGAUUCAGAACUUUGGACGAUCUAGCUCAGUAUUAUCUGCAGCGGCUGUCGGGCCCUCAAGGGUUUCAGACAAGAGUCUCUCUUAGUCCUACCUGGAGAUGCCAAGGAUCAAAUCUGGAACCUUCUGCAUGAAAAAGCAACUGCUCUGCUGCUGAACUACGCCCUUCCCCAGAUAUGUGCAUGUGUGCAAUACCUAACACAUAUUUGAGGAUCCUCUAUGUUGCACCAAAAUAUAAGAGGAUGUUUGUGUAACAUAGCUCUGUGCUCUCUCGUUUGACAGUGGAGUUGCUUAGCAAUUAUUGGUCUGCUGGUGAACGUAAAUUGAACUGUUCUAGCUAACCUAGCUUGCAGUUAAUGUAAUUUUCUUCUUGUUUCCAAUUUCUGACCUUAAUCCCAGCAUUUCAGAGCCUUGUAAGCUAAUGUAACCUCCUUUCAGAUUAGUGUUGGUGAAGUGAAAGCUUGGUGAUUAUGUAAUUAUAUAUCUUUUGAGUACAUAACCUAAAAAUGAAGCAGUACUUCUAUAAUCAAGUAAUUCAGUAAUAUCAUAUUGAUUAAUAUAGCACACAUUCAACAGCAAGUCUGACCAAGACUUGGUAAAAGUCAAGAGUAUCACUGAGAUCCACCAAUAUGAAAAUCAGUGGUACACUUUUAGUCUUUGUCUUUCCUGUAAUUUGCUAAAAUAGGGACAGCCAUUCUGAUGUUUCAUUUAUCCACUGCUGCAAAAAGGUUUAGAAUCUAGGGCUGAAAAUAAUCACAACCCAGUCCAAAUCACCGAGCUAUGGUCAAACAGGCCUAUAUUAAAAUGGAUCUUUAAUUGUUUUUGUUUUUUUAAGAUUUACAUUUCCACUGAAGGAGCUGGUAUUUAGUCAAAAGAACCUAACUGAGUUUUUGCUUUUUGGCAUCAUUUCCUUUCAGGAUGGAGCACAAAAUGAAUCCAGAUGUGGUGUGCCAUUCCAUUGGCUUGUGCAAACAAAAGCCAGGUCAACCAUUUUGUCACCUGUACCCCCCUCCUAAGGUGAGUUCUGCUGGGAAAUGAAAAGCCAUCUUUAAAUUUCUUGUUCAUAAGAGUCUAUCCAAGAAAGAGGGCAUCACUCUUUCAGUCUCAGAACCACUGAUACAUCAGUGAACAACUUUUAAUCUGAAUGAAGCAUUGGUAGGUUAAGCCAAUGGUCAAAUGCGUUAAAGAUUGCACCUGUCACUUGGUAGCUUUCUUCAUGCUUGUACUUUACCUUUCUUGCACCCCUUUUUGUUCAUUCAUUCAUUCCAUUUCCCCCCUUACUUUUCUUCCAAGAAGCUCAGCAAGGUCCCAUGCCUCCCUCCAUUUAAUCUUCACAACACCCUGUGAUGUAGAUUAGGCUAGGAGAUAGUGAUUGGUUCAAAGUCACUCCCAGCAAUGGUUGGACUAGCAAAUACCAUUUUAUUUCUAGAACAGCAUAACUGUUAAAUUUAUAGCGAAUCACAUAUCAGUUCUAUUUAAUGGCAUUUCUAGAGAUAGAAUAGCUUUCCAUAUCUUUGAAAACACAGACUCUUCUGAGAUCAGCAAAGAUGCAGCGGAUGCAAGGAUCUUUGUUGUGUAGACUCUGAAUUCAGACCUGGGUUCCCAGUUCUUUGGGAAGACUUUCUUUGUGCCCACAGUGGGGUGAUGGGGGAAGAAGAACCAUAUGCAACCAGUGAUAUAGGCUGACCUCUCUGCGUCUCUCCCAGCCAGUCUGCAAGCUGUCAUAUGGUGGUGGCCAGUGCUAUUUUUCUAGAAAAAGAGGUGCCGGAAUUCCCCAUGGGCACCUCCCUCGUUCCCUUAGAAUGGUAAUGGCACCCACCCGAAAGGUGCCAGAACUGAGUUCUGGGGAGUUUCAGCUGAAAAAGCCCUGGUGGUAACUAUAUUGGAUGCCAGAAAAAAGAGAAAGAGGAACUCAGUCCACUGAGGGGAGGUCAAUCUACAACUGCUAGUCAUGACUGCUAAGUGGAGUCUCCUUGUUCCAAGGCAAUAUACUUCCAUUUCAGAGCUGUUGGGGAAUGCUAUAGGGUACAGCAGUGUCCCUUUUGUGAGACUCCCAGAGGCAACUGGCUAGAUGUUUUAAAAUGCAAAAGCAUGAUCUUUGAUCCAAGGCAACAAGGCAAUUUUUAAUAUUCUUUAAAAUAGCUUGGUUUGCUCUUUGUAGCGGAAUUCAACCUCCGUGGCUCAUGGGCAUGUUAAUAAAAUAUUCAGAAUGGAUGUAGGUACCAUUGAAAUAACGAUCACACCACAAGAGUUGCAGUGUCUGAUUCAUGGGGACAGCUCCAGGCAUUUGUGCAGUCUCUUUGCAGCCGCUGCGAAGUUCGGCAUUUCUUAGGGCCUGCCAUUCCGGCCAUCCAAAUGACUAGGCAUACUGAGCACUCAAGCAGAAAGAGAACUUUUGUUUCCCUGCUUUCCCUUCUGGCGAGAGAUAUUUCACUUGCUUCGUGGUUCGUUCUCAGGCUGCAGUGUGACAUUUGACAGAAUCAGACGUUACACAGUGGCAGCCAGUGGCGUAGCGUGGGGGUGCAGGGGGGCCGGCCGCACCGGGCGCAACAUCUGGGGGGGGGCGCUCGCACUCGCAGCUCUCUGCCCCUACCUGGCUCACUCACUCUCUCUCACUGCAGUGCUGGCUGUGCGAAUCCGAUCCGCGCCGCUGGGUCGCCGCCCACUGUGGAGGGGGUGGGUGCCAGGCGUGCGGUGCGGAGAGAGAGCGAGGGACUAUUUGGGGGAGGGACAGUGCAGCGGCCGCCCAGCGCAGCACUGAGUGCGGGAGAGAACCACACCAGAGCAGCCCAGGCAGCAGCAAGAAGAAUCUGGCAGCGGCGGCAGGUUAGGGGUUAGGGGGCGCAAAUUACUUGCCUUGCCCCGGGUGCUGACAACCCACGCUACGCCGCUGGUGGCAGCAAACGUUGAACAGAAUAACAUAUAGCACCUUCCCCCAAAAAGCGGUAGAUAAUUUUCUAUACAAAUCUGCUUUGCUUGUAACCAGCUGCCUGUGUCAUGGCCUAGAAGGCAAAACCUUAUCAUGCACCUACUGAGAUCAUGCCAUCAAACAUUCUUUGAUACCCAGGACUAUGGCUUAAUUCACAUAUUAUUACUACCUGCUCUGUUGACUCUUUUCCUACGAUUCAGGAGUGGUCUUGUGCCCCUUCCUUCCUCCACACAAGACCUGAAAUGUGUGAUCUAGGGACUUUGCUUUCAUAGCUGUACAUGUGUGGCUUCUUUCCCCUCGAAAAACUGUGGGAAAUUAUGUUGCUAUUCCAACUACAGUCAUACCUUGGGUUAAAGACGCUUCAGGUUAAAUCUUUUCAGGUUACGCUCCACGGCGACCCAGAAGUAACGGAACGUGUUACUUCUCGGUUUCGCCACUCACACAUGCACAGAUGCUCAAAAUGACGUCCAGUGCAUGCGCAGAAGCGGCGAAUCGUGGCCCGCGCAUGUGCUGAUGCGCAGACGCGGGUUGCAUUCUGCUCAUGUUGCGAACAGCGCUCCGGAACGGAUCCUGUUUGCAACCAGAGGUACCACUGUAAAGGUAGCCAUAUGUCCUGACUGAGGCAGUCAGCUCUGCUACUGUUCUAAACUGUUCUUGUUAUUGUUCCGUUACGCAUCCAUUUUGGCCUGGUCUCUUCUCUGAAAUAGCUUGACAUCUUAGUUUCCAACUGCUCCGGAAGUGCCAAGACUGUCACAAAACCCUAAAGCUAUUGCGGCUUCUUGCUUUGUCAUGCUGAGUCCCGAAUUCCCAUCCUUGUUGAGGAACGCUAACUGGAAAUAGCUUCACAUUGGGAGAAGAGGUGGGAAUAGAGAGCUGCCGACUGAGGCCACCUUCUCCUCCUCUCUAACACCUCCUUUGCCACCAUUCCUGGGAGUCAGAGGGAAGAGUCUUGUGCCGGGUCCGAGGGAUGGAGCCAGGCCAGCCAGCCCACUGGUAGAGUAGCAACAGGCUGCCACGGGAGGCUGCAACUCUCUGGUCUGGCGGGCCCCUAGCCACUCACCCAGCUGGCCAUGCCAAAUAAAAACAAGAAGGAGAAAGUGAGCCCCGUAUUCCAAUAGUUUCAUUCAAAAAGUGGUCUUCAGCCUUUCAGCGCUUUGGAUUGAAAGCUAGCAAUUACAUUCUUCUUCUGCAUUAUAGAAGGCCAUAGUAAACAAACAGAUGGUCCUUUUUUAAUUAUUUCCAUUAGGCAGAGUGCGCAGAAAUGUUUAUGAUUAUUCAUUUAUUUAGAUUUCUAACCCACUCUUCAUUAAAAAAUAAUCUCAGAGCAGGGUACGAUAUAAUAAAGCUAAUGCAUAAUAAAAUAUAAGUUGUGUGAAACAAAACACCAUCAGCACCGUAUGAUGCUGUGUUAUAUGUUAUAUAAUAAUAGUAUGAUUUUUCCCCACUAUUAAUCGCUCUUUAUCAUCUUAUUCUCCAUAAAGCUGUUUCUUGGAGAAGCUCCACAAAACGUCAUGAAGUACUUUGCACUUCCCAACAACCAAAAUGGCAACAACUAAAAAGCAACUCCAGUUGGCUCCUUAUUACAUUUUUCCAGUCUAAUGUGAUUAGGGUGAUGCAGAACUAAAACCAAAUCAUUAUCCUUACUUUAAUACUUUCUUGUAAGUGGCCCAUUACCAGUGCCAUCUUAAUUAGUAGGACGGUGUGACGGACAGCAGAGUCUGGUGCUGCAGUGCCUCUGAAUCCCACCAGAGGGCUGAAGCCUCUCUCUGAUUGGCUACCAGAAGGGGGUGGAGCCAGCACUUUGGGAGGGCGAAUAAAAGGAAUUGUACUUUGUGAGGAAAAGAACUCUCAGCACCCAUAAACCCUUGAGAAACUACAUUUCCCAGGGUUCUUUGGGGGAAGCCAUGACUGUUUAAGCGGUAUGAUACCUCUUUAAACAUAUGGCACAGAUGAGGCCAAAUUAGAAUCUACCUUUCCAUAAUUAAAACCAAAUUUUGGCUGAGACUUUUUGGAAACACGUAAAAGAAUAAAGUAAAGAGUAUUGACAGGUACUUGCUGUUGCACAGGACCAGGCCACGUGUGAGCAAGUUGCUGGAUGAAAUCACAAUGUGGUUUCAAGAUCCCUGUGGACUCCGUGCAGGGCAGUUCUUACAGAUCAGUGGAGCUGUUGACAAGUACCUAGAGAUGUCUGCAGAUUAAAAAUGAGUCCCCUUGCCCACUCCAGUUAAAUUCAGGUGGCCUGCUGUGUAAGCUGUGCUUUACUAUUCUUAUUUUUCCAGUUUGGAGCAGAUCCAGUGAGUGUUGAUGAAGAUUCUGAUUCCUACAUUGAACACUCCAUAGGUUCUUUCAUUUUAAUGCAUGGAGAUAUUGUCCCCAUGUAGGAAAAGUGGAGGUGAAAGUGAAUUUAAUUUAUAGUUCCUUACCUCCAUGGGGAAAUGGACAAGCUUUUUACUGCAGCUGUAGCCUGUGAUACUUCACCGUGGGAGGGUUGGGGAGCUUGUGACCCUCAUGGGUAGGCAAACUAAGACCCAGGGGCCGGAUCCGGCCCAAUCGCCUUCUAAAUCUGGCCUGCGGACGGUCCAGGAAUCAGCGUGUUUUUACAAGAGUAGAAUGUGUCCUUUUAUUUAAAAUGCAUCUCUGGGUUAUUUGUGGGGCAUAGGAAUCCGUUCAUUUAUUUAUUUUUCAAAAUAUAGUCCGGCCCCCCACAAGGUCUGAGGGACAGUGGACCGGCCCCCUGCUGAAAAAGUUUACCGAUGGGAAGUGUCCAAAAACAUCUAGCAGACCAGAGGUUCCCCACUUCUCUGGUAUAAGGGAUUCUGUCUCACUGAGCAUACUUCCACAAACUCCCGUAAGCGCACUCCAAAAUCUAAUCUCUGAAUACCACCAAACAGAAGUUUGUUUUCUGUGGCUAGCAAAGCUUACUUCGGAUAUGAACCGUCAGCCUUAAGCAGAUUUAUAUUCCCUAGCAUGGACCAAAAAAAAGGGCUUGCAGAGAAAUAAAUGAACAUUUACAAAUGGAAUGUGAUGGAAGGUAAUCAAAUAAUUGAUGGUGGAUCCAGAAAGAGAUAAUUGAUUGUGCCCUUGCAGACACAUUCUUUAUUCCCUGCCCAGCUAAGCCUCAAAAGGUAGGAAUUUUCAGAGUGUCAAUAGGAAUAAUAUACUGCUUUCUUUUUCUGUUUUAGAUGGGCUUCAGUGUGGCUAUAAAGGAAUCAGAAAGUAUGGUUGCAAAUCAGCUCAAGGUAAGGAAGGCUGUUUUCACUAUGAUUGUGCCUAAUCAGAACUGGUUAAGUCUGAAGCCAGAUGGAUAUAAAAUAUUCAGAAAUGUUCCUGAAUAAACAUUAAGCAUUGUGGAAAGCCUUGCUUUUACUGCUGUGUGAAGAAAAAUGUAACCAUUAAGGAUAAAGGAAUAACAACAAAAAAAGAUAUUGAAAUGGGGACCCAAGAUAAAAAUAUAUAUCAAACACAAAAGAGAUGUCUAGGUGUCGGGGGAGUUAAUUAUAGGAACUUCAAAUGUUCUACUGAAAGAUUCUCAGGUAGAAAUUGUCAAUUACAGACAUUUAUCCCUGACAAGGAUCCAUUGCUCCGCACUUGCUAUCCCCCUCCUUUUCUCCUUACUCCGGUUUUGACAGUAUGUAAAGAAUAGUGGUUUUCCAGUUUAACAUCACACCUAAAAUCUUAAAUCCCAAAUGUUCCUUCCCUUGGGAGAAGAGCUGCGCUCUUCCUUCCAAUUUAUAUAUGUUUGUUUAUUUAUUUUGCUAUGGCCUAAGUUUUAGCUCAAUGGAGAAAAAUUGCCUUCACCUUUUUGGAUUUGACCAAUUCUGACACAACAUUGCUGAGAGAGGUGGACCAGUGGUAUUUUUUUAUUUUAUUUUAAUUUAUUUUGUUCUAUUUAUUUAUUUAACUUCCAUAUCUCCCAUUGUCAGAAAAAGGGGAGAAGUUUAUGACAUAGACCACCACAAAGUCAAUACAAAACAUGAUAUAUGUCCAAUAUAAGAAUCAAAACAGCUAUAUAAAUGCAAUUAUAAGCAGAGGAAAUAGAUAACAGCAGUGGUAUAAUACAAUAUGACAUCAAUCCUGGCAUGACUGCACUGGUUGCCAGUUAGUUUUCAUGCCCAAUUCAGAGUGCUGGUUUUGACCUAAAAAGCCUUAAACACCACAGGACUGCAGUUCUUCAAGCAUCGCCUCUUCCCCGUAUGAACCAACCGGGACCCUGCAAUCAUAAUCUGAGGACCUUCUUUGUGUGCCUCCUCUACCUCUACCAGAGACCCGGAAGGUGGGAAAAACAUGACUGGGACUUUUCUGUGGUGGCUCCUGUUCGUGCCAUGCUCUCCCCAGGGAGGCUCAUCAGGGGCAUCAUAAAUAAAUGCAAAUUCUCAUAAUAGCAGCAACAUAAAAAAUAGGGGGGACACGAGUAGUCUAAACCACUGAGCCUUGGGCUUGCCAAUCAGAAGGUUGAUGGUUCGAAUCCCUGUGACAGGGUGAGCUCUCGUUGCUCGGUCCCAGCUCCUGCCAACCUAGCAGUUUGAAAGCACGUCAGAGUGCAAGUAGAUAAAUAGGUACCGCUCUGGCGGGAAGGUAAAUGGUGUUUCCGUGCGCUGCUCUGGUUCGCCAGAAGUGGCUUAGUCAUGCUGGCCACAUGACCCGGAAGUUGUCUGUGGACAAACACCGGCUCCCUCGGCCAGUAAAGUGAGAUGAGCGUGCAACCCCAGAGUCGUCUGCGACUGGACCUAAUGGUCAGGGGUACCUUUACCUUUAAAAAAUAAGGGAGGGAAAGAUCAGCAGCGGGGUAUGUAAAAUACAAAAAAUAAAAUAAAAAAACAAAGAAUCUUCACUCUAACCAAAAAUAGCUCUAAAUCAUGGCACCAACACAGAAAAUGUCUGACCCUCCCAGCUCUCACCUGAGACCUUUCAUGUCCCUUCCCAUUUUCUCCACCAUGGGAGCAUUUUCCUGUGCUGCUCAAUUUCUGCAUUACUUUCCCAUGCUUAGGCAUUCACUACUGCCUUUAAAAUUGAGAUGAGGGUGUAAAACAUUGCAUGGGAAGACGCUGUUUGAACUCCAGGUAUGCUGAUCUCAUGUUACCUAGUAGCAUAGGAGGAAAGCAAAUCCGUUUGCCUUCGGGCUAGAUAUACUUUCACUUUUAUGUUUCAGCUGAGCUGUAUGGUUUGCUCCCUGUUUUCUGUGGGUAUUUGAUUGCAGUGCAAAUGGCUUUCUUUUCUUUCUUUUUCUGCUGUUUGCAAAGGAAUUAUGAUAUUGCUUCUUCCCAGGUUAUUGCUGUGAAGCUGGUCGCGGAUGUAAAAAUGUAGAUUUCUAAUUAAUCCCUAGGUUAAUGCUGAACAGUGAUGCCAGGGCAAUAAACAACACCCUGUAAAUAAGCAUUUUCAACUCAAGUUUAGAAGCAGCUGGAGGCAUGUGAGCAUCUUCAGAUAAUUAUUACCUGCUCUGCUGCCAUAAAUUGCUUGGAGGGAGAGGGAUGAAACAGGAACACAGCAGAAGUUGCACAUCCAAAGCUUGGGCCCCGUCUGCACUAUACAUUGAAAGCAGUUUCAUACCACCUUAAACAGUCAUGGUAUCCCCCAGAGAAUCCUGGGAAUGCUUGUGCUCAGAAGUCUUAAAGGUAAAGGGUAAAGGGACCCCUGACCAUUAGGUCCAGUCGUGACCGACUCUGGGGUUGCAGCGCUCAUCUCGCUUUAUUGGCCGAGGGAGCCGGCGUACAGCUUCCGGGUCAUGUGGCCAGCAGGACUAAGCCGCUUCUGGCGAACAAGAGCAGCGCACGGAAACGCCGUUUACCUUCCUGCCGGAGCAGUAUCUAUUUAUCUACUUGCACUUUGACGUGCUUUCGAACUGCUAGGUUGGCAGGAGCAGAGACCAAGGACGGGAGCUCACCCCGUCAUGGGGAUUCGACCCGCUGACCUUCUGAUCGGCAAAUCCUAGGCUCUGUGGUUUAACCCACAGCGCCACCCACGUCCUUGGGAAUGCUUGUGCUCAGAAGUCUUGGGAGACCCCUAUUCCCCCAAGGAGCUACAAUUCCCAGAAUUCCCCAGGGAAGGUUAUUGACUAUUAAAUCUACUCUGAUAAUUGUAGCUGUGUGAAGGGAAUAGGGGUUCCCUAACAACUCUCCGCACCCUUAGAAACCACAAUUUCCUUUGGGGAAGUAUAAUGCAGAUGGGGCCUUAGUCUCUUUUCAUUUUUAAAAAAAUAAUAUUUAUUAAUUUUCCAACCGUUUAAACACAACAAAACAGAAAAAAACCAAAAAAAAUACAGCAAUACAAUACAAUACAAUACAAAAACACUACAAAACACUAACACAUAAGACUAACAAGACAAGACACAAACCAUUUAAAACACAGAACAGUUUCAAUAUCUUAUCUUUCAUUCCCUUAUUUCCACGACCUCCUCACACCUCCCUUUUUGUAUUCCACUUCUGUUAAUUGUUUCAGCAAUUCCUUUCCAUCUUCCUCUGUUUUCUAUCCUAUAAUUAUCUUAACACAUUCUAACCUUAUUUUUCCCUUUAAUACUCUAUUAAUCUAUUUAUACUUGAUUCCUUAUAGCAUUUCUACUAAAGCCAUAUAAAUUCAUUCCAACAUUUUUCUAACAUUCAUUAUUUUUACAGUAUUUCUAUAAAUAGUCUUAAACUUUUUCCAGUUUUCUUCCACCGACUCUUCUCCCUGGUCUCGGAUUUCUGCCAGUCGUUUCCGCCAAUUCCAUAUAGUCCAUCAACUUCAUCUGCCAUUCUUCCCGAGUAGAUAAAUCUUGUGUCUUCCAAUACUUCACAAUGAGUAUUCUUGCUGCUAUUGUUGCAUACGUGAAAAAAGUUCUAUCCUUCUUUAACACCAAUUGGCCGACCAUGCCCAGGAGAAAGGCCUCUGGUUUCUUCAAAAGGGUAUAUUUAAAUACCUUUUCAUUUCGUUAUGAAUCAUCUCCCAAAGUGUCUUAAUCCUUGGGCAUGUCCACCAAAGGUGAACUCUAAUCCUCAAAUUCGUCUGUUUUUCUUAAAGUUCAGUCAUAGCAAGCGUCAACUUAUGUUCAUCAAAUUGCCUCUGUAGGGCUGGGGCUCUCUUUCUCUUUCUCUCCAGUUAUGUUACUUUACAUUCAGCAACAACGGCUUUUUCCCUGGCUUCCUCCGCAGUUUGCCGUAUCAAAGUAGGUUCCUGUAUCAAUUUCUGGGUGGUUUCUGUAUUGGUAUUAUUUAUACUUUCUAUAUUUAAGUUAAUUUUAGUAAUUGAAACAUCCACUUUCGCAUUUAUCAUGUCCAUUUUCCUGUUAAGCUGAUCCAGUGAGUCAUUUAUCUUAUAUAAUGCAGCCACUAAAGCCUCUUCUGUCGACAUUCCUCUUGGUUUUAAAUAUACUGGUACAAAGGCAGCGACAGAAGGAGCAGGGGGGCCUGAUGAUGGACCUCUCCUGGAUUGUUGCCAAGUCCUCCCAGACCUUAAUGUUUUGUCAGCAGUUGACUGGUCUGUUUUUCCUCUUCCAUUUACCAUAACACUUAAAAGAUUCAAGGUCAGUCCCAGAGUCUCACGGUUUUUAACUUGCAGCUGGAAAUUCCCCUAACCCAGCUCUUGUAAAGCAACCGGUUUCAAAGGCUUCCACUAGGGGGAAACAGUUUCUAUUUGUAAUAGUCAAUAGUAUCCUCUUUUAAACAAUCCAAAAUUCAGUUUCAAUUUUCAGUUACUUUUACUCCUUUUUAAAGCAGCCGGAGACAGUAGAAACAAUGUAUUUCUCUUGUUUAACUAGCUGUCAAUGAACGUUCUAAACGCUGUCAAUGAACAUUCCAAAAGACGUCAGUCCUGCUAGCAGCCCGUUUCCAGGGUCAGAGCGGCGGUGUUUUAAAUCUCUUCGCUCUCUCCCACAGGCAUACUCAACCCGCAACUUCCCCUCUCUUCUCCUGCCUCCAAGAGGGGUUUAAUGUUCUUUACCGAUAGAAAUUUAAUCUUUUACAAAAGGCUUUCCAGGACUCCAGCUUGCAACUUCAUUGCCUCAGUCUAUUUACAAAAGGGGAGGCAGACUUCCUGUUUUGAACCUCCCCGUUACGGUACCAAAUUAAACAUUUAGAAAUCCAAUUCUUCCACUUCAGCUCUACUCACGGGUAAUUCCUUUAGAGUCAAAUUGUCCACAGGAAAAGGUCAGCGCUCUCCGGCAACAGCUAUGCGGCUUCGCUCCGUGAAAGAAGCAGACGAUUCGAUGCACUGCGCCGCUCACCCAACGUCGCUCCGGACCCCCAAAAACCAGGGUUCCCCGCGAGUGGGGGGGGGCGCAAAAGGUGCCCGCCGAAUCCCACGCUCACAGGCUUCUCCCGCCUUUGAUUUUAACAGGUCUCCGCCUUCGCCGUGGCGGCCAGACCCAGAUUCCCACGGAGCAGAUUCCUCCCGGUCAGAGGAAUUCCACCAUUACCGGAGGCACCUCCCCGGAAGUGGGCCUUAGUCUCUUUUCAGAUGAUACCUUUAUACUGCAGGACUUGCCAUCUGCAGAUUCGGCUCAAAAGGACCCUGUCCAAGACCAGGGGAGCUACUGGCAGUCAGUGUAGGCAAUACUGAGCUCGAUGGAACAGUGGCCUCAUAAGGCAAGUUUAUGUUACAUCAAUGGUGAGGUCGUGUGACUAAGGACCAGAACUGUUGCUUCCAGAGGUUCACAUGGAAGCUGCUAUGUGACUUUCCAACUUGUCAUCUUUUGAAGCACCAGAACCGUGGAUGCUCUUUUGCAACAUGGUCAGAGGGGGCCUCAUCUUCUCUCAUGGCAGACACUUUGCCUUUUGAGCAAAUGAAGAUAUAGCUUUUUUCCCAUUUUUUCAGCCCAUGCAGAAGAAGCUCUGCCUGUGGGGCCACUUAAAUAUAGUGGAUGGACAGAGAGCUGAACUAGGGGGAACUGGAUUUGAAUCCUUGCUCAGGUCUGAAACAGCCACACAGAGAAGAGAUCAGGGGCACAGACAGUAGCAACAUCCAGAACAGUCCAAGGCCCGGUUUUAAGGAAAGCUCCAACAAGGGCUCCUGCAAAACGCAGGUCAAGGAGUAGUUGAAGUAAACCAAGGUUUCCGUAGACAUUUUCCCAGCAACGCUGGUGGCAUUUUGGGAUGUGUGGGAGGGAGUAGACUAGCAGCGGUGCCUGUCAAAAAUGUGAAGUGUUUGAUGUUAAUGCAACUUUGAGAAGUAGAUUUUUAAUCUACUUAAAAAUUCCAAGCUGAAAAAGGGAAACUUUUUUAAUGCUACUUACAGAUAGGUUUAGACAUAAGUAUGUCAGUGAAUGUGGGGUGGGGUGGGGGAGGGAUGCAGUGCUUUAUAUUUAUUCAAAGUGGGAGUUUCUCCUCCCGCACAGUUUCCAGAUUGGCUUGUCUUCCUAUCUGAGCUGCCUUUAAUUUCAAAGGAUUCAUAGCACAAUGCAAAAUGUCACGACUCAGUCUGAAGCUGAAAAGCAAGCAAGUUUUCAUGUUCCAAAAAUCCACAGCCGCCCCGAGGGCUUUAAGAAUAUAUCCUGGAGGUUAUGUUCACAUGAGCGGGUAAAAUAGUGGACAUAGCCAGGUGGGGGGGGGGCUGUGCCCCCUAAAUCAAGUAAAUAAAUAAAAAUACUUAACGGACUAUUGCAUAAGAUAACUCGGUGCUGCCCCCCCCAACAUAAAUCCUGACUACAGUGGUGCCUCGCAAGAUGAAAUUAAUUCGUUCCGCGAGCUUUUUCGUCUUGCGGUUUUUUUCGUCUUGCGAAGCACGGUGUCGGGAAAGUUUUGGAAAAGCUUCAGAAAUCACCAAAGUCUUUAAAAACCUCAAAAAGGCUACCACACCGUGUUCUAUGAGUUGCUCCUCGAAGUCAAGUCGCAACUGUAUUAACGGUGUUAAGAAAAAGGAAACAAACUUGCAAGACGUUUCCGUCUUGUGAAGCAAGCCCAUAGGGAAAAUCGUCUUGCGAAGCAGCUCAAAAAACGAAAAACCCUUUCGUCUAGCGAGUUUUUUGUCUUGCGAGGCAUUCGUCUUGCAAGGUACAACUGUACGCCUAUGUGUUCCAUACAAACACACCUAUACAUAAAUACAAAUUACUGUAAUGAAAAAUCAUGCUUACAUAUUCUGGUUGUAGCACAUGUCUCAGAAUGUACUGUGCUGUAAUAGUGGAAGGGUUAUAUGAAGACAGCCAAUGAAUGACCAAAAAAAAAAAAAGGUUACAUGGUGCUUUGCUAUGGUAACUGAGUAUAGGAGUAAUUUUUUGGUGCCUUUUGUGUUGCAUCCCAUAGAAAGGGAAUAUAUAAGCCAUAUGGGAUUUUUCUCUUUCCUUUGUAUGCAUGGUUAUCUGAGUGUAUUGUCUGGAACUUCCACUCAAGAAUGCUGGUUCCUCUGUCAGGUUAUCAGGGCAAAUGUGCCUGUUUCAUUUUUUCACAGCAAACCUAGUGCAAAGUGAAUAGUUCACAGUUCUUCCGUGCUCCUCAUAUGCUUCAAAAUCAUGAAAUGCAGCAAAUGGACAAAGGGCCAUUAUUCUUUUAACAUGACAAAUUAUAUGGUUCUAGCCUGGAGCUUAUCACAGUGGUCCCAGAUUUUGAAAUGAUCGGCUCUUCAGAUGAUUGAAUACAUGUACCAUGGAUUUAUUUGAGGGUGGAUGCCCAAAUGAUGGACAUUCAUAAAAAUUUAUGGCAUGCGUACCUGCAUGCAUACAACCCCACCAGCAAUGAAAACCUCAUAGCUUGAGGGCAGUUCAUGCCUUUAAUAUCCUAGUGAUGAAUUUCAACAGAUGAAUUUAUUGUUUUCAUAUACAAGAUGAAAUUCACCGUUUAUCAAAUCACAUUUUAAAUAAGAAAGCCUCUUAUUUCAAUGACAGCAUUUCCCAUCGAGGGAAAUAAAUAUUUUUCUCCUCUCUUAAUAUUUUAAUAUGAGGGACGUGGGUGGCGCUGUGGGUAAAACCUCAGCACCUAGGACUUGCCAAUCGCAUGGUCGGCGGUUCGAAUCCCCGCGGCAGGGUGAGCUCCCAUCUUUCGGUCCCAGCUCCUGCCCACCUAGCAGUUCGAAAGCACCCCUAAGUGCAAGUAGAUAAAUAGGUACCGCUUUAUAGCGGGAAGGUAAACGGCGUUUCCGUGUGCUGCUCUGGUGCCAGUUCGCUAGAGCAGCUUCGUCACGCUGGCCACGUGACCCAGAAGUGUCUGCGGACAGCGCUGGCUCCUGGCCUCUAGAGUGAGAUGAGCUCACAACCCUAGAGUCUGUCAAAACUGGCCCGUACAGGCAGGGGUACCUUUACCUUUACUUUUUUAAUAUUUUAAAAGUAGAGUUGUUGUGCUUUUGAAUAUGAAUGUUGACGUUGGUCAAGCUGAAAUUUCAGUCACGCAUAGCCCCAACCACCAAGGUGGUUUUAAACAUUUGUGCUGAGAAGGUUUUCGUUCCCUCCCUCUUGGAUCUAAGGCCUGCUAAGCUUGCCAACUCUGGAAGGCUCUGGGACGCUCUCCUGAGAUCAUACGAGUCCCUGCAAGAUCUUGUGCAAGUAUCACAAACCUUCCAGGGCCAGUGCAGCAAGCGGGCCUUGUCCAGCAAGGAAGGCUGGGAGCACAAAAGCUCUUUUCUUAAACCACAGAGCCUAGGACUUGCCAAUCAAAAGGUCGGCGGUUUGAAUCCCCGCAACGGAGUGAGUUCCCAUUGCUCGGUCUCUGCUCCUGCCAACCUAGCAAUUUGAAAGCACGUCAAAGUGCAAGUAGAUAAAUAGGUACCGCUCCGGCGGGAAGGUAAACAGCGUUUCCGUGCACUGCUCUGGUUCGCCAGAAGCGGCUUAGUCAUGCUGGCCACAUGACCCAGAAGCUGUACGCCGGCUCCCUCGGCCAGUAAAACCAUAUGAGCGCUGCAACCCCAGAGUCAGCCAUGACUGGACCUAAUGGUCAGGGGUCCCUUUACCUUUAACCCAAGCAGAUACAGUGCAAAAAGACCAGGGUGCUGGUUUAGCAUGCUGGCUCUGGGAGUGCUAAACAUGAUUUUAUUGUAUGCACAUUACCCUUGGAACCAACCCCCCAUAAGAUGAGGGAUUACUGUAUGGCAUCUUAUAAAAAAAGUCUUUGUCUAGAAAUAAAAACCAGGCUUUAUUUUUUUUACUGCAACAAUUCAUGUCCCUCUUCUUGGUAACAUCCUCAGUCCAUCCUGUAGGUCUGCUGUGUUUGUCACAUAUGGGUUAAUGUACGGUAUUGCUUAUUUUCAGCAUAGCUCUUCAGGGGCUUAUCAUUGUUUUAAAAAUAUUUUGAAGUGGGAAAGUAGGGCUGCAUGUGAAGGCAAAAUGCUGGUCAUCUGUUAUUUCUGGUGUUAGCUGCCCUGAGCCUGGUCUUGGCUGGGGAGGGCGGGGUAUAAAUAAAAUUUAUUAUUAUUAUUAUUAUUAUUAUUAUUAUUAUUUGUAAUAAUAAUUAUUAUUUUGACCAUUGCAUUCAGGCUCUUCCAUUACUGGGAAGCAUUGGGGCAGAAAUUAACGUAUCAUAAGUAACUAUGAGGAGGAGUUUUUUGUAUUGUAAGUAAGGUACAUCAAACACCAGCAUAAAAUUAAGAAUUUAGUUGUGUUCAAGUUUGAGAAGAAUGUUUCCAUUGCUGACUUUCUGCACAGCUGUGAAUUUGUUUGAAUGCUGUUUUGCCCAGGAAUUUAGAAAUACAGUCAUGUUAGUUCCCGAAGGUCGCAAACCCAGAAAUGACUGUUCCGGUUUGCGAACUAUUUUUGGAAGCCCAAUGUCCGACGUGGCUUCCGUGGUUUCCGACUGGAGCUUCAGGAAAGCCCCCCUGGUUCCCUCUCCUUCCCGCUCAGAAGACUCCUCAUCUUGGAGCAGCCCCUGAUCCCCUCACAGGGCAGGGCGAGGAUGAGGCCGGGUGCUGAGCAAGGAGGAAGGGGCCCUGGCAGAAGGGCCCCCAGAGAGCCUUCCCUUUCCCCUAUGGCAGGCGGGUCAGAGGGUGCCUCAAGGUCUCAACCCCUUUCUUCAGGCCCACAUCCACCCUCUCAGACAGGCGGUCCCAAGGGGGUGGGCUCCCUUGGGAAUCACUGCCCCUCCCACUUUGGCAGCAUUUGGGACGCUAGCACCCCUGGGUGACCCAUGUAGAGCAGCCACUUGACCCUCUCCUUCCACCUUCGUGAGACACCUUCACCUCAGUCAAUGCCUCCUUUGAAAGAAUAGGUGGUUGACCUGGCUAUUGCUGAGAUACAUCCGACAUUUGAAAUAUACUCGGAGUCGAGUGUGGAUUUCAUGCUCUUUAUUCAGCUCAUAGUGGUGAGGAGGAAUGGAAGUUCCCCCAGAAUGUCUGCCUUAUUUGCAUUAUUUACACAAUGGACCCCAUGUGAUUGACUAAUUCCGGGAUUCUCCUGUAGGCCAAUCAGGUUGUGGAUUCCCUUCCACCUGGAGCUGGAUUGCGUGGCUCCUGUGGACCAAUCAAACUGCUACAUUCUGGAUCCUACUGUUCUAGGACCAAUCAGACUGCUGCAUUCUGAAUCCUAUUGUUCUAGGACCAGUCAGACUGCUGCCUUUUGGAUCCUAUUCAUCUCAGUACAUAACACCAUGGAUUCCAAUUUCCCCCUACGGGAGAAGCAAACGCUGGUACUUAGUGUGAUAAGUUCCUUCUCUCUAGGCAGAAUUGGGAUCUGGCCCUCCCAGGGGCUGCGUAGAGGGGAGGCUAUCAGAUGCUGAAUCUUGGAGGGUUGCCCAGAGGACUAGGAGACUUUUGGUCCAGGGGCCUCCUAUUUUUUCUUCCCUUCUUGGGCCAUAUCAGGAUUAUUUCUGCUCUCCCCUUCACCUGGACUAGUUAAAGGGGCCAGUAGGAACCUUUUCUUUCAUGCAAGUGAACAAGAGGGGCAUGUUCCUUUGAAAUCACUGUGUUCCUCUCCUGUUCCUUAGUUGUUCUUGUGUGACUAUACAGUUACUUGCUCAAGCAUGGGUUGAACUGGAGCAAGGGGCUUGUCUCUCCCCCAAAGUAUCCUCUAAGUUUUUUUUUUAGAGACUUCCUGCCAGUGGUGAGAUGGGCAGAGACAAACCCACAUUCUGGAUCCCCGUUCUCCCCUACAGAGAAGGAACUAAUCAUGCUAAGUUCCAGUGUUUGCUUUUCUCCUCCUAGGAAAACAUUCAUCGGUUAUCAGGCGUGUGUUCAGUUCCUUUUCUGAAGCAGCUGUGUGAGAAAAUCCAAUCGUAUGUAUUAUUUUCUUUUUUUAAAAAAAUAAAUCUUUAUGCUACCCAUUGAUUAAAAUAUAUUUUUAGUUUACUGCAGAAGGUAGAUAUCACACACACACAAAACACCACUUCUCAAACAGCAUAACUCCUCCCCAUUAUAUUCUCUGAGAAAGGAGAUAUAAUCUGCCGGAUAAUGUUGGUGCCACAAGAGCCAUUUGAACACUUACAGAUCAAAAUGCUGUACAGUGGUGCCUCGCAAGACGAAAUUAAUUCGUUCUGCGAGUUUUUUUGUCUUGUGAAUUUUUCGUCUUGCGAAGCACGGUUUCCCGGUUUUAAGAAAAAGGAAACAAACUUGCAAGACGUUUUCGUCUUGCGAAGCAAGCCCAUAGGGAAAUUCGUCUUGCGAAGCAACUCAAAAAACGAAAAACUCUUUGGUCUUGCGAGUUUUUCGUCUUGCGAGGCAUUCGUCUUGCGAGGCACCACUGUAUUCAUAGAUAUGUUGUCAUUUGUUCUCCAUGUGCUGAUGUUAAUGCACUUUUAAAUCUUGCUGCCCGUGUUGGCUUUGUGACUCAGUUCCACUAUAUACGUAGAAGGCCUAGAAGCUGGAAAUGUGUUAAUAGCCACUUAGCACACAGGUUAUAAAAAAACCCUUUUCAGCAGGGUAAGAUUUAUGCAAAAUUUGUGUAAUGUCACAUUUCGUGAAAACGUCACUGACUCCCUGUAUAUUAAAGAUGCUAAUGCCAGCACUACGAAAGAGUAACUGAUAUUAUCAAGGAUGGAUGCAAUAAAUAUAGUGUGAGAUAGAGGCAAUGUCUGGGUACUUUACAGUGGGGACGAACAGCCCUUUUUACAUCGAGGGCCACAUUCUUUUGGGGGUAGUCUCUCAGGGUCCACUUGCCAAUUGUAGGUGGAGCCAAAGUCAAAGAGAGGCAAAAGUAUUAUCCAGAAUCAUUUCCACCCUGCUUCAGUUUUCACUAUUGGAAAUUGGAUUAAAAUUUCCAGUCUUGUGUCAGUCUAUUCAGAAGUAAGUCCCACUGCGUUUGAUGGGGUUACUCUCAAAAACUGGCGGAGGAAGGGGGCGGGGGAGCAUAUCGCCCCUGACACCAUUGGGGAGGGUGGUACCAUCACAGCUGCCCUCUGACAAUGCACCGUGCACCCCCACCAUGUGCCAUGCCCCCGGGACGCAUGCCAGCCACGCCUCUGCCUGCUCUCCGCCCCUGGUGCUGGAACAUGCAGCUUCACCACUGGUCUCAAAUAAGUGUUAUGGGGGGUGAAUUAUAAGAACAGUCCAAUAUAGAUACUGUUCUGGAAAGCAAAUGAAAUUGAUUUUUUCUGACUUUAGUGUGCUAGACCAUAGCUGUCAACCGUCCCUUAUUUGGCGGGAAACUCCCUUAUCCCAGCGCCGUUUCCCGCUGCUGUCCCAGAUUGAUGAUAUCCCGUAAAUUUCCCAGGUUUCAAAGGAAGCAGCUCCUCUCCCUGCCGGCCAGGGAGGAGGGAGGCUCCAACUGUGUUGCUUGGCUGCGUUGCUCACCCAAUAAGGAGUCUAAGACCGACUGGGGGGGUGGAGCUUGCAUGCCUUGUGCCAAUCAAAUCGGCCACGUUGCCUGGGGACUCGCCUUUGCUCAGCGCUUCCCAGCGGAGAGGUGACGGUGGUUUUCCUUGCUGCAUCCCCUUUGCCGGGUUGCUGCGCUGUGGGAACCACCACUUGAGGCUUCGUUUGGCUGCUGGCUGGGCUUUCUGCCUUUGGCUCAGAGGGGCUCAGAAGUUGAACAUACCUGUGCUCAGAAUCGGAUGGAUACAUCAUUGAUGGCCCACUCACCCUUGCCGGGGGAAAGGUCUGUCUGGAGCGGCGGCGCAUGGUGGGGGGGAAAGGAAAUCCCUUAUUUUGGCUGCUGAUCCCUUAUAUUCGAGGCUGCUGGUCCCUUAUUUUCUGUAAGUUGACAGCUGUGGGCUAGACACACACUAUAUGGCAGGAACCAGCCAAUUAACGAUCAGACAACUGGAUGGGGUUCUUUCCCUCAAGACAUAUAAGCCGGAAAGAUGUUUAUUCAAAAAUCAUCCAUUUAUUUUUAUACAGUAACAUACUGUUCAUCCCAGUUGUUCUGAAUCUGCACCAGGAGGGGGAAAAUGGUUUCAAAUGUAAAAAAAAAGGGGGGGUGAACAGAGAGGAAGGCACACUGAUGGUAUGCUAGAAUUGGGGCAGCUUCAAGAGGUAUCAGAGGCCGCAUAAAAUGAAGUCAGGGGCUGCAUGUGGUUCCUGGGCCUCAAGUUGUCCACCUGUGCCUUGCAGAAAGAAAAGGGGAAGCAGGACUAAAGGAAAUUAUUGAUUCUAAUACCUCAGAGCACCUGGCAGCACAGAUAUUUUCUAUCUUUUAACUAACACCAUGCGGUUUAUGUCAUCUCCUUACAACAUUGUUUAUGACUCUUGCUCUUGAUUUUAGCAGAGUAAGGAGGAAAGCUAACGGACCAAAGAAAACCCCCAAACAAAAUCUCAUUUUAAACAAGUGUUUUAGUGUCAGAUACAGAUUUACUGCAUAAAAUCUGUGAUACUAAAUCCCAGGGCUUGAGAGUGAAAAUCAUCCAAGUAGAAAGUAAAAGAAGCUCCCACUUGUAAUAAUAAAAGGAUAUAGCCUUGAAGCAGGUUUCUAAGGAAAAGGUAGUUUUUUCUUAAAAGCAUAUUUUAAGCCAAGACUUGGGUACCUUUCUGAAAACCAUUUCCCCUCCGCCCCAACCUUCAGGAGUUGGGUUAAUUUCAUACUCUAGAGCAGGACUGGAGUAUUGGCAAAACCUAUUUGGUGUUUCACAACUUUCUGACUAGUUGCAGGACCUUAGCCAUAUCUAGCAGAGUACACGCAGAAUCCAUAGAAGCAAUUGGCAACUUGGCUGCAGACAGGAUAGACAAAGCAGGAACCAGGAACUUGUAGUUAGGUGUUUAUUAUAUACAGUGGACUAUUUACAGGAACAGAACACGGAUCUUUUGCUAGCUCUCUCUGACACGACUCACAACUCCUACACUGACACACUGAACCACUGAACUCCAAACUACCACUUAGUAGGCCAUUAAUUAUCACUCCUUUGAGAGAGCUUGACCAAUCAGGGAGUGGUCUCCAUGUCUCUGUUAUCACCAGGCAGACUUACUCCUUCAGAUUGCCUUCUGGCUGUCUGCCAAACCUUAAUUGACUCUGUGUGAGUAGCUGCACGUACACAGUUUCCCAACAUGGAGGACCUUGGGCCAUUCAGAUGUUGCUGAAAUAUAACUCCCAUCAUUGCUAGCAAGCAUGGCCAUUGGUCAGGGAUUGCAGGCAGGACUAAUAGCUUAAGGUUGCCAUACAUCCGGGUUUAUCGGACUGACAAAAUGGUGUCCAGGCAGAUUUUAAUUUGGACCAUAUGUCCAUAUUAGGGCUGGGCCGAUGUAUCGUCCAAAACCGGUUUGAAGUCCAUAUUGUGAUACUGGUUUGAUCAUUUUUGACCUGGCAAUAUAUCAUGAAUCAGUGUGUGUGUGUGUGCGCGCGCGCACGCGCACGCGCUAUGGAAAAAUCACAAUAUGGGGAAAACCUUGAAGCCAACCAGUGCCUCUACAUAGCUCCAUCCUUAUUUCAGACUGUGAUACAGUCAAACUGUUAGUUUCUGUUAUCACUGUGCAGCUGUGUAGAGUCACAGGACUCUGUUUACAUUCCAGAGACCUUCAAGACUUAUAGAAAAGGGAGACGGGAUGUGACGUUAGUGGUUUCCUGUUUCCUUUGUUCCUUUGUUUCAGUUGCUCUCUGCUUCCAUAGAGAGAGGAUGUCUUUUCUGUUCUGCGUAGUUUAGAAAUAAAACUCUUUACAAUGUAGCCAAACCUCUCGUCUCUUCCCUGUGCUGGGAACCCUGCUGGAUAGAAUGUGCUUGAGGCCUUAUCAAAGGCUCAGGUCAUUAAACAUGUCGGAGGCGAUUUCAAAGGCUCAGCUCGGAGGAAGAUGAAGCCUUAUCGGCUUGGCCGAGCGGAGUUCCGACACAAACCUCUUCGUACGUCUGCAUCCUCUUGUGUCUAUUUUACCCAAUGUCCGUGGCAAACCCGGAAGUAACCGGUGGGUUUGCCGCCGUUUGCACGUGUGCAGAAGCUGGCAAUCGCCACCUGCGCACAACGGUGCCUCUCCUAGCAACCUGUUUUGACCUCCUGAGGCACCUCUGAAACAGAUUAUGGUCGCAGGUAGAGGUUCCACUGUAUAUCAGUAUAUCACAAUGUUUAGCUGGUGGUAUAUCAAGAAGUUGAAAACCAGAUAUCGCCCGGCCCUAGUCCAUACCAACGAGCUGUUCUUCAUCAAGAAAGUGAUGUUCUCAUGAGCUAGGGCCUAUACUUAUAUGGAACUCCACAGUUACAGUGCCAAGGAUGAAGGAAAGCAAGAACAAACUAUCUGUAUUCCAUACAUGUAAGGUAGCUCUGACCACCACUCUACUUGGAUAAGCUAUGUGAAAUUCACGUGUGCAAAUGUCGAUCAACAGAGGCUGAUGUGCACAAUGAUCACCAACCAACUUGCUCCAGAUACAUGUAAAUGUCCUGGUGCUCACAAUGACAAAUGUGCUUAGUUUAAUAUCAACUCCUAGGCCAAAGAAUGAAAACUGUUUUUUUUAAAGCUCUUUCCCAUAUAUAAUAACAAUUGCUUGCAGAAUAGAUGUGUGUAUAUUAGAGCUGUUAUUGGUGCAGAAGUGAUAAGUGGAACACUUUAUAGCACUCUUUGCAAAAAAAGAAAAAAGAAAAAUGUUUGUGAGCGUUGUGUUUAUCCUUGCAGACUUAUCCGUAGUAAGUUACCUUUCGAAGACUUUGAUGGAGAUAAAUUUAGUCUUUAUCCGGUAAGUAAAGUCAUAUGCCAGCAACAAGAUUCUCACAAGAGUCCCUCCUAGUAUCCAUAAAACCCAUCACUUUGUAAAGUAGUAGUCCAAGACCGUAGGGUACUCUCUAUUAUUUUGAAAUAUUGUUUCCUUUAUGGCGAAGAAAAAUAAUUAUUCCUUUUAUAUUCUUUCUGGAGGCUUGGCCAUGGAAAUACACUGCCCAGAGAAGCAAACUGCUCUGCCCAAGAGUGUCAUGUUUAUUGAAUUAUUAAUAAAACAUGAAGCAAACUUAUAUGAAAAAGUAUUAAAAUUGUCAGGGCGUCUUAUUUCUGCAUGAAAAUAAGCAGUGUGUCAUUUUUUUAAAAAAGGGCAGCUGGGAGGGUUGGUUUAUGAAUCUCUCUCCCCCUUCUGUAGUUAGAUUUUUAUUUUAGAUGUUUAAUGGUUGGCUGGAAGGGGGUGGAAUUACAAUGCUACACUUUUCUUCAUUUCUCUUCCUGGUUAGACCUUAAGAGGAUAUCACUGGAGAGGUAGAGACUGUGACGAUAUGCAGGCCUCUGUGUAUCCUGGCAGACGGUAAUUUGGGUGGUUUAAAUUAUUCUCUCUUGUUAGGACAAAUCACUUCUUUAGAUAUGAUAUCGUAGCUUCAGGUUUCCCCAAUAGCUUGGGUAGCUUUGUGGGACUCCAAAUGGUUUGCCCAUGAGAAGGUCUGCAUGAUAUAUGUGGGAACUGGUGUAGAGCGGAUUUAGAUAGUCAGGAUAGCCACAUAAGCAGAAACAUAGCUUAUGCAUAUCCUGAAUUGCUAUCUAUUUAUUUUCAGAAAGUAUUUUAUUUAUUAUAAAAUAUUUUAAUGCUACUUUUCGGCACUGAAACAUUCACAAAAACGCACAACAUCAUGUAUCAUAAAGAACAAACCUGUAUCUCUUUUUAGACAUUGCUGUUUUCCCAUACAGUUAUGUUUAAAAACUUUUUUCUAAAAAUUCUUGAGCGUUUGUUCAGGGCUUCAUCCAUUAGCAUCAGUACUUUACAUUGAUAGUCUUGAUGCCGGGGCAGGUGCUGGGAAAAAGCAUCUGCAAAACAUGGUGUGAAGUUACACGACUUCACACCAAAGUGAAAGUCAGCAUUCUGGUGGAAGCUGUGUGUGUGUGUGUGUGUGUGUGUGUGUGUGUGUGUGUGUGAAAAAUGCCACCUUAACCCAUUUCUGAAAUGUAUUAAUUUCCUUUCUAUUGUAGCCCUGAUAACUGGGAUGUAGAUAAGGACUCCAACUGUAAUGGAAUAUGGGUGAGUCAUUGGAGGUUAUAUUUUGACAUUUCCCACAGAUGUUCAAUUCCGAUUUUGGAAUCUGCCUAUGUGAGUUUUUACUUCAUGAGUUUUCAAAAGAAUAGACUUCCCCAGGUUAAGAAUACGUCUGUAAUGCCUCCACAGGUAUUACUUGGGGACAAUCUUACCUUUAAAAAACUGUUAUGAAAGUUGCCCCUGCUGCUUCUAACACUUUUGGAUAGUGAAACUGUCUUACAUAAGUAAUCCUUAUUUCAAAACUCGUGCAUUCAUGGGAUACCAAAAAGCAACAAGGUGAGGGUAAAAACCUGGUUUAUUUUAUUUCAGUGAUAGAUCUAGGAAUCCUUGACACAUGGCAAAUCACUUAUGAAAAUGAAGAGGAUUUCAAAAGGGCUUGUGAAAUGGCCUUGGGAUUUGCUGUUCAAAGAAAGAAAACCUCAGAGAAUUACGUGGGUCCUUGAGUGCAUCUCUUUGGAUGCUAGAAAUUGUGUUUACUACUGCUGCUGCUGCUGCUGUUACUACUACUACUACUACUGUUGAUUUAUUAAUUUUGUAUACCGCCCUUCAUCCAAAGAUCACAGAAUGGUUCACAACAGAAGAAUGCAAAAUGAGAAUACAAAAGACAUAACAAAACACAAACAAAAACAAACCAGUAACCCCCCUCCCACAAAUACAUUUCAAAAGCCAUCUAAUGCUAAUCAGCUGAAUGCCUGGUUGAAGAAAAAUGUUUUCGCCUGGCCCCCAGAGAUAUAUGAUGAAGGCACCAGUUGAGCCUCCCUGAGGAGAGUGUUCCAAAAAUGGGGAGCCACUAUUUAUGAUACAAUUAUUUCAUUAUCAGGAUUUUGAUUUGGUCGUUUAUAUUUUUGGUUACUUACAUGCUUAUAUGUAAGCCGCUCUGAAUAAUGAUUGUUUUAAUUUAGAUUAGUUUUAUUUAUCUUAUUACAUUAGGAAUCGGGGACUUGGGUAGCACUGUGGUCUAAACCACUAAGCCUCUUGGACUUGCCGUUCAUAAAGUUGGCAGUUUGAAUCCCCGUGACGGAGCGAGCUCCUGUUGCUUUGUCCCAGCUCCUGCCAACCUAGCAGUUUGGAAGCACACCAGUGCAAGUAGAUAAAUAGGUACCACUGAGGCGGGAAGGUUUCCGUGCGCUCUGGUUUCCGUCACAGUGUGCCGUUGAGCCAGAUGACCCGGAAAGCUGUCUGGGCAAAUGCCGGCUCCCUCGGCCUGAAGCGAGAUGAGCACCGCAACCCUGUAGUCGCCUUUGACUGGACUUAACGGUCCAGGGGUCCUUUAACCUUUUUUUUUAACCUACAUAUAACAUGUCUGGUUCAUGCUAUCCCUUUGUGUAUGAUAAAAGGAAGCCUCUUUACCCAUUCCAGCCAUCAUAGAAAAGUGAUCCUCAGCUAUUUGGGUCCCCCAAAUAUUCAUGUUGCUACUGCUCAACUUUUUCUAACAGACUGGGCUGCCUGCAUUUCAUUGUGUUGCUGGAACAAUUCCUGAAAGAAAAGGUGAAUGUGCAUGACUUAAUUGAUGCUUCUCCUCUCUCUCUCUCUCUCUCUCUCUCUCUCUCUCUCUCUCUUUGUGAGUGCGUUCAGCUCCAUGAGUUACCGUAAUUUUCUUUUCUCAUCCAUUAGGGUGUUGAUCCAAAAGAUGGCAUCGCCUAUGAGCAGAAAUUUUGUAAAGGUAAUUUCUCUAAUUUUAAAAUAUAGCUGAGGAUAUUGAUUGCAAAUUGCCCGAUUCAUCAAAAUAAUAAUAAUUCUGAAAUAUAUGAUGAAAAACAAAACAAAGGGAAUGUAUGAACAUACUACAAAUGAGGGUCAUUGGUACAAUCCUCAUGUUGUCGUCAGAUGUGCUGAUUCCUUUUGAAAGCCAAGCUCAGGGAAACCAAGCUCUGCAGGUGGGAAGUUAAUUGGCCUGUGGUACUGGUGUCACAGGACACAGGUGGCACUGUGGGUUAAACCACAGAGCAUGUUGUUGUUGUUGUUUAGUCGUUCAGUCGUGUCCGACUCUUCGUGACCCCAUGGACCAGAGCACGCCAGGCACUCCUAUCUUCCACUACCUCCAGCAGUUUGGUCAGACUCAUGUUUGUAGCUUCGAGAACACUGUCCAACCAUCUCAUCCUCUGUCAUCCCCUUCUCCUUGUGCCCUCCAUCUUUCCCACCAUCAGGGUCUUUUCCAGGGAGUCUUCUCUUCUCAUGAGGUGGCCAAAGUAUUGGAGCCUCAGCUUCACGAUCUGUCCUUCCAGUGAGCACUCAGGGCUGGUUUCCUUAAGAAUGGAGAGGUUUGAUCUUCUUGCAGUCCAUGGGACUCUCAAGAGUCUCCUCCAGCACCAGAAUUCAAAAGCAUCAAUUCUUCGGCGAUCAGCCUUCUUUAUGGUCCAGCUCUCACUUCCAUACAUCACUACUGGGAAAACCAUAGCUUUAACUACACGGACCUUUGUUGGUAAGGUGAUGUCUCUGCUUUUAAUGAUCCUGUCUAGGUUUGCCAUCGCCUUUCUCCCAAGGAGCAGGCGUCUUUUAAUUUCGUGACUGCUGUCACCAUCUGCAGUGAUCAUGGAGCCCAAGAAAGUAAAAUCUCUCACUGCCUCCAUUUCUUCCCCUUCUAUUUGCCAGGAGGUGAUGGGACCAGUGGCCAUGAUCUUCGUUUUUUUGAUGUUGAGCUUCAGACCAUAUUUUGCACUCUCCUCUUUCACCCUCAUUAAAAGGUUCUUUAGUUCCUUCUCACUUUCUGCCAUCAAGGUUGUGUCAUCUGCAUAUCUGAGGUUGUUGAUAUUUCUUCCGGCGAUCUUAAUUCCGGCUUGGGAUUCAUCCAGCCCAGCCUUUCGCAUGAUGAAUUCUGCAUAUAAGUUAAAUAAGCAGGGGGACAGUAUACAGCCUUGCCGUACUCCUUUCCCAAUUUUGAACCAAUCAGUUGUUCCAUAUCCAGUUCUAACUAUAGCUUCUUGUUCCACAUAGAGAUUUCUCAGGAGACAGAUGAGGUGAUCAGGCACUCCCAUUUCUUUAAGAACUUGCCAUAGUUUGCUGUGGUCGACACAGUCAAAGGCUUUUGCAUAGUCAAUGAAGCAGAAGUAAAUGUCUUUCUGGAACUCUCUAGCUUUCUCCAUAAUUCAGCGCAUGUUUGCAAUUUGGUCUCUGGUUCCUCUGCCUCUUCUAAAUCCAGCUUGCACUUCUGGGAGUUCUCGGUCCACAUACUGCUUGAGCCUGCCUUGUAGAAUUUUAAGCAUAAUCUUGCUAGCGUGUGAAACGAGUGCAAUUGUGCAGUAGUUGGAGCAUUCUUUGGCACUUCCCUUCUUUGGGAUUGGGAUGUAGACUGAUCUUCUCCAAUCCUCUGGCCACUGCUGAGUUUUCCAAAUUUGCUGGCAUAUUGAGUGUAGCACCUUAACAGCAUCAUCUUUUAAAAUUUUAAAUAGUUCAGCUGGAAUAUCAUCACUUCCACUGGCCUUGUUAUUAGCAGUGCUUUCUAAGGCCCAUUUGACUUCACUCUCCAGGAUGUCUGGCUCAAGGUCAGCAACCACACUACCUGGGGUAUAUGAGACAUCCAUUUCUUUCUGGUAUAGUUCCUCUGUGUAUUCUUGCCACCUCAUCUUGAUGUCUUCUGCUUCUGUUAGGUCCUUUCCACUUUUGUCUUUUAUUAUGGUAAUCUUUGUACGAAAUGUUCCUUUCAUAUCUCCAAUUUUCUUGAACAGAUCUCUGGUUUUUCCCAUUCUAUUGUCUUCCUCUAUUUCUUUGCAUUGCUCGUUUAAGAAGGCCUUCUUGUCUCUCCUUGCUAUUCUUUGGAAAUCUGCAUUCAAUUUCCUGUAUCUUUCACUAUCUCCCUCGCAUUUUGCUUGCCUUCUCUCCCCCACUAUUUGUAAGGCCUUGUUGGACAGCCACUUUGCUUUCUUGCAUUUCCUUUUCAUUGGGAUGGUUGCUGCCUCUUGUAUAAUGUUACGAGCCUCCAUCCAUAGUUCUUCAGGCACUCUGUCCACCAAAUCUAAAUCCUUAAACCUGUUCCUCACUUCCACUGUGUAUUCAUAAGGGAUUUGACUUAGAUUGUAUCUUACCAGCCCAGUGGUUUUUCCUACUUCAGUUUAAGCUUGAAUUUUGCUAUAAGAAACCACAGAGCAUAGGACUUGCCAAUCAGAAGGUCGGCAGUUCGAAUCCCCACGACGGGGUGAGCUCCCGUUGCUCAGUCCCUGCUCCUGCCAAAAGCACAUCAAAGUGCAAGUAGAUAAAUAGGCACCGCUCCGGCGGGAAGGUAAACGGCAUUUCUGUGCGCUGCUCUGGUUCGCCAGAAGCAGCUUAGUCAUGCUGGCCACAUGACCCAGAAGCUGUACGCCGGCUCCCUUGGCCAAUAAAACAAGGUGAGCGCCACAACCCCAGAGUCGGCCACGACUGGACCUAAUGGUCAGGGGUCCCUUUACCUUUACUGGUGUCACAAUGCCUCCCACUCCCUACCCCAGGGCAGUUUUGCUCUUUUAAAAAAGAAAAGUUUCUGUUUAAAGGCACUAUAUAAACCUUGUUUCACAUGAUAAUAGGCAAGAAGAGCACUUCAAGUGUGGGAGAGAAUCAGAGCUGUCGAUUAGCCAGCAUUUAAAUGGAGGCUCACUUCACCAGGGAAAAACAACAAGCCAGUCUUACAUUUUUUUUUAAAAAAAGCCUUUGAGUGUCCAAAUUUAUUCAUUUUCUUAUUGCAGAAUUAGUUACCAGUAAUUCUGCAAAAAGGGACGUGGGUAGCGCUGUGGGUUAAACCACAGAGCCUAGGACUUGCCGAUCAGAAGGUCGGGGUUCAAAUCCCCGCGAUGACGGGGUGAGCUCCCGUUGCUCGAUCCCUGCUCCUGCCAACCUAGCAGUUCAAAAGCACGUCAAAGUGCAAGUAGAUAAAUAGGUACCACUCCGGCAGGAAGGUAAACGGCGUUUCCGUGCGCUGCUCUGGUUUGCCAGAAGCGACUUAGUCAUGCUGGCCACAUGACCCAGAAGCUGUACGCCAGCUCCCUCGGCCAAUAAAGCGAGAUGAGCGCCGCAACCCCACAGUUGGCCUCGACUGGACCUAAUGGUCAGGCGUCCCUUUACCUUUAAUUCUGCAAGAGCCAAUGUUCCUGGGUUAUAUUAUGUCGUCAUAAUCUCAUGCAUUUUUAGAAGAAAGCUGUGAAUGAGUCAGUGAAAUUGUGAACUUGAUUUCUGGAGAUUAGGAUACUGCCGUUCUGUCCUGCUGGAGGGAUGCAAAUGACAAGAACCCAUUGCAGAACUUAGACCGGGUGGAAACUGGCUGAGGCAGACAUACUUGGUUGGGCGGGCUGAGCUAAAAUCAGGGGUGCCGACUCCCCCCCCACACACACACAUGGGGGGGUGCAUCAUGUGACACCCAAGAGCUAGGCUGGGAUGCAAGUGUGUCCUGCUGUGAUGCCAGCGUUUGUGUGCUGGGUAAGGAGGAGGAGGUGGAGUGGAGCCACAGGAUUUUUUGGGGCCAAUCCCGCUCCUUGAAAAUUUUGGGAGGGACUGAAGACCCCCUCAGUUCCCACUCCCCAGUGUACUUGGCUGAAAGAGAAGCUCUAUAGAAAGAGUUAGAAAUCACUAUAAAUACCUGUCAGGGAACUGACAUCGGAGCCAGAGGCGGAGGGAAGGCUCUCCAAUGAUGCUGGAGAAGGGCCCAGCAGGGAGAGACGCAGCUCAGCAGAUGGGGAAGCAAAUCAGCGCAACACCAGAGAUAAAGGGGGGCAGAUGGGGGAAUCGGUGAGAGGGCUCCAGGACUCUUCACCGGACACCAGCGGGGAGAGCACGGGUCCUCCGCUAACCACGCACUCCCUGCGCAGAAGACUUCCGCGCAGGGAGAGUAGGAGGAGACUUGGCGUCAAACAACUUUUAUGUUGGAAAAGGUUUAAGAAACGCCCACUGACGGAUUCUGCUAGCGACUGAGGCAGCCACGAAAUGAAGGGCUGUCCAGACAGAAAGGUUUAACAAGGCAACAUAGCCAGGAGAGGCGGCGACUUACGCACGAGCAACCCACACUCAUUACAAUACCAUAGACCUCAUGCUUCUGAAUUCAUAUAAACAGCCUUGUGCUUCUGAAUUCCACAUCCUAUUGCACAUAACAAUAUGUUAUUAAUGUAAUGUUGUUGCUGGCAGUCGUGGAGUUCUUUUACAGAGACAACAAUGCCACGUAGGCAGUAUCUAAAUUAGCCCACAGCAGAGCUCAAAACUGUGCACUUCCCGAUCAAACACAAAUUGAUCUAAUGACGGUGCCUGUACAUGAUGGAAAUCACCCCUGAAUAGAACUAACAUGGACCUUCCACAAGGUCUAUUCUUGUGCCGCCACUAAUGUUUAGUAGCUGCUUGGCAAACACAAAGCCAGUUAGUCAUUAAGGAGGGAACAGAAGUUAUACUUCUUCCUGAUUUUAAAAAGCCAGUUUCUUUGAACUGGUUCUCAGGACACAGUAGGCCAAACUCCAGCUUAGGGAGCAAGUUUUCUAGGUCUCCAGAACUCUCUAUGUUACACAAAGCAAGCUAAUAAAGAUGUAGCCCAAUUGUGGAUUUGGGGAGGCAUUUUCUCUCUCUUGUGGACUAGGACGACUGCCUUGCUUUUUAUGCGCCCUGAAAUUGCAAGAGAUGUUAUCAGGCACCAUCCAUCUUUAAAGGCUGGGUGCAGUGAAGCAGUCAGUGUUUAUGAGAAGCUUGUAAUUUUGCCCUAAUAGACCAAAUUGAGAGCAAUGCUCUCAAUGCCCUGAUUUCACUAAAUGUUUUACUUUUAUUGAACAUACUGCAGAUAGUAAAAAUUUAUGUUGCUCCCAGCAGGGUCCACUUUAAAGUACCAAUUCAAGCUUUAAAAGAAGCCUAAUAGAAAUUGGUCUAAUUUAGCAUGCACUUUUUGUAAACUUGAUUGAUGUGUCCAUUUAUUUUCGGGUUAUUUAUAGUGCAGAGGAAGUUAAAAAUCUUAUUUUAGGUUUGGAAAUGAGCAGAAAUGGCCAAAUCGUUGUUUUGAUUGCUCUUUGUGUGCUGGAACUGCCGUGUGGAUUUUCUUAAUGCGGUUGUGCUUUGUGCAGUAUACGGGUUUGCAAUGUGAGAAAAAAAUAAUUAAGCUUUUAAAAUUAUUAAUUGUCUUCCGUAGGCACAGAGUCCAAGGGAAUCAUUUUGUUGGGAGAUUCAGCUGGAGCUCAUUUUCACAUCCCUCCUGAAUGGGUGACAGCAUCGCAAAUGUCAGUGGUAUGUCGUUUCAGCUGGUCAUUGUACUGAUCUCAGUUGGCCGUCCUAUAAUUCACUUUCUUCUCUAUUACUAAGGGUGCCCAUUUUAACUGCCUUCUAUUAUAAAGGGUGCCCAUUGAGUGGCUAUAUAUUUCUGGGGAUGAUCACUUUCAGCCACUGCUGUAAUAAUCAUGGGAGGUUUUCAAGAUAUAUUAAGAAACCAGAAACUCUUCUUUAGAAAGGAAAACAUCUGUUCAGUUUAUUAGUACCAUGGAUGAUCUUGUUCCUCCCAUGUUGAUUGGUUGGUUAAAAUUAUUUAUAACCUGCUCUUCUUUCAAUCACACAAUCCCAGAGCAAGAAACAACAAUAAAAUACAAUAAAGCCAUAUUUCAUUUAAAUGGAACUUAAUGUGAAAGCAGACAAUAUGCUAACAUUGUAACUACAGCAGCCAAGAGGUGGGGGGGGGGGCACCAAUUUAACCAAAUGCUUGGUUGAAAUAUCUAUGGUUUUACCUGGUGUCAAAACUCCAUCAGUGUUGGUGCUUCAGAGAGGAGGGCAUUCCAGAAUUGGGGUGCCAUUAUUGAGAAUGUCCUCUCACAAAUCAGCACAUACUGUAUCUCAGAGAAGGGGCAUCCUUCAAUGACUACAAAGUCUGGGCAGGUGUAUAAGGAAGCAGGUGGUCUUUCAGGUAUCUGGGUCUUUUGGCCAUUAUAGCUUCCCCCACAGGAUGCGGGUGGCGCUGUGGGUUAAACCACAGAGCCUAGGACUUGCCGAUCAGAAGGUUGGCAGUUCGAAUCCCCAUGAUGGGGUGAGCUCCCGUUGUUUGGUCCCACCUUCUGCCCACCUAGCAGUUCGAAAGCACAUCAAAGUUCAAGUAGAUAAAUAGGUACUGCUCCGGCGGCAAGGUAAACGGUGUUUCCAUGUGCUGCUCUGUUUUGCCAGAAGCGGCUUCGUCGUGCUGGCCACAUGACCUGGAAGCUGUACGCCGGCUCCCUUGGCCAAUAAAGCGAGAUUAGCGCCGCAACCCCAGAGUCAGUCACGACUGGACUUAAUGGUCAGGGGUCCCUUUACCUUUAGCUUCCCCCACAAGUAAUCACACCUCUGUUCUCAUCUCAGAUGUUCUUGUCUUCUGCUGUGCUGACUACAGUAGAAUUACUACUUAUCGCUAGUGAAAUGUUCAUCAUUAGGGUCGGUAAUAAAUAUUUGCUGGAGCCGUUGACAACAGUGCCGUAGGCAGAAGGCAGAUUUGUGGGAAGCCCUUCAGCCAACAUUUAGAGAACCCUUACGCCCUUCUGGUUUGGAAAACAAAGUGUCUGUCAUUCAAGAGGCCAUGAUGUUUCCUCUGCAGCCAAACAUAUGAGAUAAGGGAAAGAUGCAGGAAGGUGCACUCAAAUGGUUUAUGUGUCAGCUGUGUUUUAUUGGGGUGCCCUGUUCGGUUUGAACCAGGUCAGUAACAACCAAUAAGCUCAUAGCCACCUUGUGCCUGGAGAAAUCAGACUGUCCCAUAACCACCAUUAUAACCAUCUGAAUAACAUGUUCAAGAGACACCACUCAGCCCUCCAGAAAGGCUUUCGAGGUGUUUCAGGGGGGAAAGGGCACAGCAAGUGUUCUUUCUGUGAAAUUCCAUUUGUCUAAAGUAAAAAAAAAAAAAUCAGACAGCAGAACUAUGCAAAGACCUGGUUGACGACAAGCAAUUAAUGUUCAUAUUUUACGGGUGAGAGACACUAAGGGAUUAGCCUAAGGCAAGCCAAGGCAGAGUGUUUUUGUUUACUUGCAAUUUUACUUUUUGUUAUACAGUUGGGAGUCAGAAAUGGCUGCCAAUCUACUGCUAAUCAUCUAGGUAAAGCAACUUUCUGCCCACGACCACCGCAUGAUGGCUUAAAAAGUGCUAUUGAUUUUCUUCCAAAAGAGAGAGAGAGAGAGAGAGAGAGAGAGGGAGAGGGAGAGGGAGGAACUACCCAAGUGGCUUAUUGAAAACUUCGAAGGGAAAUUGGGAGGGAAAACUGCAAUGCUAAAAGUAAAUAUUCAGCACCAAUAAUUAUUGCUGCAUUGUGGGCAGCAUUCAAAUUAAAAGCCACAUUGUUUGCAGUUUUAAUUUUCUCUUUGGAAAGCCUUAACUGAUUUAAAUAUUCGAGAUUGGCUGUUGUUUUUCUUCGUUAAUGCUUUAUGAAAAAAAAUGAUUAUAGGAAUCACACUGAUGACAGAGCAGGGGUGAGCAUAAUAAAUCAGAGGCAGUGAUAAUUGAGAUGAUCAUGCCUAAUAAAUGUGGUAACAAUACUCAGGAUAAUGACAGUAAUGACAAUGAAGCAUGAAAGUGAUGUGCUCAAGCUAGCAUUUUAGAUUGUGUCAGCAUUUCUUUUGUAAAUCCUGGAUGUUCGUGUUUUUCAACUUCUCCACAAGUAUUUUUCUCUGUGUUGUAAAUGCCUUGUACAGUAUUUUGAAGCAAUCCUUAGACCUACCUCCAUGCUCUGAUCUCAGCCUUCCCAGUCCUCCUUUCCCCUGAUCCUUAUUAAUCUGCGGGACUCAGGAAGCUGUGGCUGAGGUGGGGAACCUCAGGUCCAUGAACCAGAUUUGGUUGCUAGGGUCUAAGCUGAGCCCUGGAAUCUAGCUUAAAUGCCAAGACUCAGUACAGUGGUACCUCAGGUUAAGUACUUAAUUCGUUCCGGAGGUCCGUUCUUAACCUGAAACUGCUCUUAACCUGAAGCACCGCUUUAGCUAAUGGGCCUUCCGCUGCUGCCUCCGCCGGAGCACAAUUUCUGUUCUCAUCCUGAAGCAAAGUUUUUAACCCGAGGUACUAUUUCUGGGUUAGCGGAGUUUGUAACCUGAAGCGUAUGUAACCCGAGGUACCACUGUACUGAAAAACAUAAAGCACUGUGCUAUUUGCUGCCACAGGCGCAUGAUGUCCGCGGCUGGUGUGGGGAGGACCAAUAAAAUGAACACAGGAGAUUGGUAUUGGGUUGAAUUAGGCCACAACUUUAUUGAUUACAGGUAAGAGCAGGUUUGUCUAAGGCAUUGGGCGUGUAUUCAGCAACAGGCAUCCCACCUGCUGCCUGAUAGUAACCCAGUGAGGUUGACUGGGGAGUCAGGUGCCAUGACCCCACACAGGCUGCCAUUGGGAGAGGUGUAUUGGCCCAUCAGUCCCUGUGUGGACUCCUGGACAGAGUCACCCCUUUAAGGGGGUAGCCACACAACUAAGCAUCCAGCCCAAUGCCUUUUCCACCAGAGUUGUGAAAGUUUCUAUGAGGUAGACAGAAAGCUGCAAGCUGGCUAAUUUGCUUGCAGGGGGAAAUCCAUCCCUGGCCCCAAAUGCGUCAACCAAGUAAACCAUAUCAAGGUCAUUUCGCCAACCCGCCCGUGUCAGGGUGGGCCCCUACCAGACCGGGUGGGUGGGUAGAAAAUCCUGCAACAGUCAGCAAAGAGGGCGGUCUGCCUUUGGCUGCCAUCUUGAAUGUGGCAGGGGCAGGCAGGGCACAACCCCUGUGUCCCUGACCUGAUUGGCCGUGCAACCCAGGCUUGCUCCAAAUGGAGGGUCCAACUGUCGGUUUGCAAGCCCCCUCCACAGAGGCUGGCCCCUCUCACUGUCCUCGGAGCUUGCAUACCGGUAACCUCCUCUGGCUGACUUCCCGGACAGACCAGGGAGAUUUUGAUAGGCGACAUUUUCCCAAGCGUGGGUAAAAUGCACAACCCCUCCCUCCUGCUUCCGCAGGGGAAGAAAAUAAGUCAGAAAUCUAUUUACAUGAUGUUUAUUUCUGACAUUACAGCACUAGAGAAAAACACGUCCUUUCAGUUCAGUUCUUCUAGCAAGUCUGACAAACUUCCUGAACAUGCGCAAAUGGAAGGUUUCAGAUUACACUCUUCACAGAGACUUAUCCAGCCUGCGAACGGCCUGGGAAAUUCUUCUUUCCCACAGAUAGGCACAUGAUGUGAUGUCAACAAUCUGGCUGUCGGCAGCGGUGAUGUUUCCAUAUACUGACACCAACAUGGUUCCACAGGAAAAUGGUAGCCCUCUAGGAAGGACCAUAGCCGUGCUGUGUAGCAAGCACCGCUCCCCCCGGAGCCCUACAGAGGUGGGGCCAGAUAAGGAUCUGGCCCAAAAGGGCAAUAAAGGUUACCCACCCCUUAUAGUGCUCAGGAUAGUGCUCAGGAUGGCACCAAGCCAGGAGGGCAGCCUUACUAUACUCAAGACGUAUAAUAUAAUAAUAAUAAUAAUAAUAAUAAUAAUAAUAAUAAUAAUAAUUUAUUAUUUAUAGCCCACCCAUCUGGCUGGGUUUCCCCAGCCACUCUGGGCAGCUUCCAACCGAAUCUUAAAAACAAUACAGGGUCAGACAUUAAAAACUUCCCUAAACAGGGCCGCUUUCAGUUGUCUUUUAAUAGUAAAGUAGUUGUUUAUUGCCUUGACAUCUGCUGGAAGGGCGUUCCACAGGGCAGGCGCUACUACCGAGAUGGCCCUCUGCCUGGUUCCCUGUAACCUCACUUCUCGCAGUGAGUGAACCGCCAGAAGGCCCUCGGAGCGGGACCUCAGUGUCCGGGCUGGGCCGAGACCGUUUAGGGCUUUAAAGGUCAGCACCAACACUUUGAAUUGUGCCCGGAAACGUACUGAGAGCUAAUGUAGGUCUUUCAGUGUUAUAUGGUCUUGGCGGCCGCUCCCAGUCACCAGUCUAGCUGCCACAUUCUGGAUUAAUUGCAGUUUCCAAGUCACCUUCAAAGGUAGCCCCACACAGAGUGCAUUUAAGUAGUCCAAGCGAGAGAUAACUAGAGCAUGCACCACUCUGGCAAGACAGUCCGUGGGCAGAUAGGGUCUCAGCCUGCGUACCAGAUGGAGCUGGUAAACAAUUGCCCUGGACACAGAAUUGACCUGCACCUCCAUGGACAGCUGUGAGUCCAAUAUGACUCCCAGGCUGCACACAUGGUCCUUCAGGGGCACAGUUACCCCAUUCAGGAUCAGGGAGUCCUCCACACCAGCCCGUCCCCUGUCCCCCAAGAACAGUACUUUUGUCUUGUCAGGAUUCAACUCCAAUCUGUUAGCCGCCAUCCCUCCUCCAACCACCUCCAGACACUCACACUGUAGCCGAUCUCUAGGAAUAAAAUCUCAAGGGAAGGGGUUUGUCAUUAAGUCCUCCUCCCAAAAAGAAAUACAUAUAUUUUACAUGUCUGAUCUAUAAUUCUUGAUAACUAAUUUGUUUAUGGCCUAUAGCUGUGUCCUAUUAACUGUAUUUAAACUGCUUGAACUUCGUAUCAUAUUAAAAGCUAAUAUGAAAAGAAUAAUCGUUUAUUGCCAAUGUUCUGGGCAUGGAAGCCCAACUGGGUGAAGGGCAAGUACAGAAAAUAAAAUCCAUCCUGAUUUCUUAAUCUCUUUUAUAGAAGGCAUUUUCCAACCUUCCUGAGGCUUUUGCCGAUGAGCUCGACUGGCCUCAGUUUUCUGGAGCAACCGGAUUCCUCAACUCCACAAUUGGGUGUGUAAGCUAAAUCUCCAGAAUCUCAGGAAUGAAUGGUUGUGGAGAAAAUGUUUUGUGUUCAGAUGGAAGUUCUGGAGUGUUGCCAUGCCCUCUGCUUCUGAUGUUUCCUAAAAAUUGUGAUCCUCCCAUUCCACAAUAACACAUUGUUUCAUGGUUUCCAGACCAAACUUUCUUCUUCUUUUUCCUUCAUACUUACGGUACCUUCAAGCCCAAACAACACAACUGCAGCACAUAAAUCCAUGUCCCAGCGAAAGCAAUAGUGGGAAGCUAUGCUUUAAAGGAAAAGGGACGUGGGUGGCGCUGUGGGUAAAACCUCAGCACCUAGGACUUGCCGAUCGCAUGGUCGGCGGUUCGAAUCCCCGCGGCGGGGUGCGCUCCCGUCGUUCGGUCCCAGCGCCUGCCAACCUAGCAGUUCGAAAGCACCUCCGGGUGCAAGUAGAUAAAUAGGUACCACUCCGGCAGGAAGGUAAACAGCAUUCCGUGUGCUGCGCUGGCUCGCUAGAUGCAGCUUGUCACGCUGGCCACGUGACCCGGAAGUGUCUGCGGACAGCACUGGCUCCCGGCCUAUAGAGUGAGAUGAGCGCACAACCCUAGAGUCUGGCAAGACUGGCCCGAAUGGGCAGGGGUACCUUUACCUUUACCUUAUGCUUUAAAGGGAUGCACAGCUGGACCGCAGGCGUUUGUGUGUGUGCUUUCUCUCCCCCCACUCACUGUCUUUGUCCCUGCAGCUCCCUUCCCCCAGGCAGUUUCUUUCAAUAUGAGCUCCCUCCUCUUAAUUAUUGGAGAGAUAGUAGAGGGGAAUCCUUAAUGAAAUCCAAAAGCUUCAGCCCCUUGACUCCACAUUUUUAGUCAAAUCAUGGUACUCCUGUAAGCCUCUAAAAACAAUCACUUUGGAGUGGUGUGUCACGAAAGGUCAAUUAUUCAUUUCGGAUUGUUGUAAUCCACUCUGGAAUCUGCUGGUGAACGGUGGGUGGGGUUGUUGUAAGAAUAAUAAUAAUACACGUCCGAAUUUUCAUGAGGGCUUAAAGAAAAAAUCACAAAGUGUUGUGGAAAUGUGAUUAAGACUUAAGAUUGGGGAAAUGAGAAGCUGAGCGAAGCUGAAAUUGACAGAUUUGUCCAUUCUUUUUUCCACAUGUCAAUUCUGAUCCUGCUUAAACAAAGUAUGGCAGCUUAAAUUAGUGGUUUUCAUCCAAAUGGUAGUUUUUGUUCCCAAGAGUAAUUACCUUCGAAAUUCAGCUCCAACUUAAUUACUUUCCAUUUGUUUCAUCCUGAUGUUCUUUCCCAAUGUCACUGUUCUGAAAUAGCCUCUAUUUUUAAUCUGUGGGAUCUAUUAUUCCUUCUGUUCCCAAAUCUGUCCACUUGUCUAAGAUGAAAAAGCAAUGUUUAGAGACAAGGUUUCCUUGGUUCAACUGUCUCCUAAUUACUUCUUUGCAAUUGCUAAGGCAGUUUUGUUAAUGUUCCAUAAACUCCUGAUUCCUGGGCAAUUUAUCUUUCUUAGUUCAUAAGACUGUUUGCCCCCAUCUCCUUUUCAAUCAUAUAAAAAGCUAGUUUUCUCAUUCUUUGUGUGAAGAAGGAUUUAUUGGGAACAAACAGGAUCAUAUAUACUGUAUUGGCCUGAAUAUAAGCCACACUCCCCCCCCCCCAAAAAAAUUUAGACCAUGAAAAGUUAAAGUGCAGCUUCAAUUUGUGACCUUACAAAAAUCGGUUUUUACGCUAUCACUGCUAAAACAGACAUACGAUAAAAAGGAACAAAAACAAUUUUAUUGCCGAUUUGCAAGCUUGAGACUGUUGUGCAAUUACCGUAAUUCUAAUGUCAUUCAUCACUUUCCCCGUAUUUUACAGUGCAGUAUUGAUUUUUUAUUUGCAUUUACGGUGCUACGAACAGGUGUUUAACCCACUUAUGGGUCCUCUCUAGUACCUGUAGGAUUUUCUUCUACAUUUGCCAUUUACAGGUGUGAGAGGGGAGUGGCUUAUAUUCAGGUAUUGUCUUUUUUUCUCUCCCCCCCAAAAAGUUGCGUCUUAUUUGCGGGCACGGCUUAUAUUCAGGCCAAUACUGUAGAUGUUCUAUUGUUUGUUUAGGCAUUAUGGUUGUCUAGAGCAGUUAUUUAUACUUUCUAAGAAGUGGGGCUGUCAGAUAUAAGAAACUAUUUAUAAGAUGAUCCAGACUUCUUAGUGAUGCAAAGCUUUUACAGUUUGGACUUUACAAUUUCACCCUCAUUUUGGCCUCAAUGUGAAAUAGCAGUGACAUUGCUUAGUCUGGGUUCGCCUGACUGCUUGGAGAAAUCAUCUGUGGAGUAAACCAGUGUUUUUAAGCUUUUCUGUUUCUUGAAAAAUGCAUCCUGAAAAUUAUUUCCUUUCUGUCUCUCUUGAUUCAUUAUCUAGAUUUUUUUUAAGCCUCCUUGCCCCCAAAGGUUCAGGGUAGAAAACAACACUGAAGUAGAAUUCAGUGUAGCACUAAAGUAAUCAUUCUCUUAGCAUAAGGAUUUCUGCUUGCACAAGGGAAUGUUAUCUCCCCCUCCUCUCUUAUGCACCCCCUAAAUAUGUUUGGGGGUUCUUCCAACCCUCUGGAGCAGAUUUGGGGAGGGUAUGUGUGCACACAGGAAGCAGAGGGAGGAAAUUCCUAUUGUGCAAGCAGAGAUCCUUUUGCUGAUGAGGCUCAUUAGUAAAAGACUGCCCACAGCAUCUAAAAAUCAAUGAAUUUAUCACCUUUAAAAUAUUAGUAACUGUAAAAUAACCCCCUAGUAAUUCCCUGCUCACUUGUGCCCACUAAAUGCUUAUAUACAAUUUCUGGAAGAUAUUCAGGCUUCUCCUCCCUCAGUGGGAACAAGCCAUCUGUUCUUUCUGGAUCCUUAUUGCCUUAUCUCACAAUUAAUAAUGCCCAAAGGGAGAUAUAAGCAAACAAGCCUAUUGCACUUAUUGACCCUCCACAAUAAGGAUAAGUGAAGGUCCAGCCUGCGACAGUAGUGCCUGUCUUGUCCAUGGUCCCUGCUCAUGGUUCAUUUCAGGUGAUGUGUUGAGAACCAGAGUGAUGCAGAAGCUAGAUUUUUUUGUGUACUGUGCCCAAACCCUGGCUGUGCUGGACACACCAUUGUACAGCUCUUCCAAUGGAAGCAGUAGACUUGGUUUAUAUCCUUCCACUAAUAGCAUCCUUUUCCUCCAAACAUCCCUUUGUAAGCCUUGGAUAACAAUGGAAUCGUGAAGUUGCUCCAAGAAGUUUCCAGAAACAUCAAAUGUACAAACAUUGCACCCUUGAUUGUAAGUUGUAGAUGUAAAUAACUUGUGGUUCUAACAUUUAUAAAUACGGUGCGUCACUAUGCCCUUUGCCACGCAGAUGGAGUGCAGGUGAGAUUGCAACAAAGAUAAAGCACAACUGAACUUUAUGAACCACAACUGAAACUUGGCUUUCAGUUCAUUGCGCAAGUGCAGCAGCUCAGCAGUGUUAAAGGCCUUUGGGCUAGGAGCCCCCGAUAUAAUCAACAACAGAUCUUUUCAGGGAGAUCCCAUCUAGCUUUUUUGCUUUGGAGCCAAACACACAUUUGGAAUGAAUGAACAAUCACUCCAGUAAAUAACACCCAAGUCACAGGCCUUGUGCCUUUUUUGUUUGCUAACAGUGCUGACUAAGGAAUUUGUUCUCUUCAGGAGAUGUUACAAAAGUACUGCAACACUGAAUAAUCAUCUUUGGUUGCCUUGCUUCCCAGUGUAGACUGAUCAGAGCUAUCUCCCAAAACUUGACCCCCACCCUGACUUAGGCAAGAAAACGUAACUCCCCCUCUUAAAGGGACAUGAACAUGUGAUCAAUUCAGGUAUUUCAGCUCAGCUCUGAAACUCAUGGAUUGGCCACUGGACAAGUCAUUAUCAUGCCAUCUAACCCAUCUCACAGUGUUGCCAUGAGGCUAAAAUGGGGGUGUUCUAUCAAGACCAUUUAGUCAUAAAAGCUCCUCUCCCCAAAUAAGUGACCUGAAAGUCCUCUGCACUGUAUCUUUGCAAUUCUUGAUCUGAUAUUUUAUUUGCAUGCCAUGCCUUCACUAAACCAGAGUUCUGUUAACUUUGUUUCAGAGGCUGGACAGAGUCGCUGUACCUAUAUUUACGAAAAAGAAACCGCUGCAACCAUCGAGAUUACCAGAACAUUUCCAAAAAUGGUACCUUGUUUGCUCUUCACCCACACUGGUGCACAUUCAUUCACCAUGAGUAGAAGCUGCUGAACAGCAAGGCUGGGGGAAGGGGAAUGCAGAUUGAGCAGUAUAGAAACCUCAUCAUCUUGUUUCUAGGGAAGGCACAUAGAGCACUGCAUGCAGAAGGCUAAGGCCCAGGUUUAAUUCUUGUCAUCUUUGGGUAGGGCUGGGAAAGACCUCUGUCUGAAACCUUGAAGAGUCACUGCAACUCAGUAAAGACAAUACUGCGCUAGACUGAAUCACUGGCUCAAUCUAAGAAGGUAUCCUAUAUUCCUAUGGCUGGCUGGCUGGCUAACUAUUAGCAAACACACAAAUACGUAGGAGUCAGGAUUAAAAACAACAACAACACAUUGCCUAGAAUCAUCAUUCAAAUAUGUCACUGGACAUAGUGGUAACAGACACUGGUAAAAGGUAAAGGUAAAGGGACCCCUGACCAUUAGGUCCAGUCGUGGCCAACUCUGGGUUUGCGGCACUCAUCUCGCUUUACUGGCCGAGGGAGCUUCCGGGUCAUGUGGCCAGCAUGACUAAGCUGCUUCUGGCGAACCAGAGCAGCACACGGAAACACUGUUUACCUUCCCGCUGGAGUGGUACCUUUUUAUCUACUUGCACUUUGAUGUGCUUUCGAACUGCUAGGUUGGCAGGAGCGGGGACCGAGCAACGGGAGCUCACCCCGUCGCGGGGAUUCGAACCACCGACCUUCUGAUCGGCAAGCCCUAGGCUCUGUGGUUUAACCCACAGCACCACCCGCGUCCUAACAGACACUGGUACGCAUACUAAAACAUUGCCAUUGACGUUUGCUGGACACACCAGCAUCUUCUUCAGCAACAUAAAGUGGGUGCGUUUUCUUCUCAUUCUUCCAAAUAUAGAUGCACUGGCUGGGACAGAUUUUUCUUGUAAUUAAUUCAUGCUGCUUGAUAGUUCAGGAAACAAGUAUAACGCCUCAGACAGGCAGCCUUCUGCUUAUUGAAAACGCUGUACCCUGGAUACAUAUGGCUUGAGCUGCAAAUAACCACAUAUAAGCUCCAAGAAUGAUCAGCUAGUCUUCACUGAUAGAAAGCCUGUCCUCCGCCUGAUUAUUUUCAGCUCAUUCCAGGGUAGUCGGGGACAGGGUGCCUUCAGCUGUUCCUGUAUUCCUAGCAUAUGUGAUUGAUGGGGAGCCGCUUCCUGAACUCAUUUCCCCACGUCUCAGGAUAGGGUUUCUCACCUGUACUUUUAUCACAUUCUGUGAUGAUGUGUUUUGUCUUGGAUCCGAAUAAUGUAACUGUUAAUGAAUGUUCUGGCCCAUUGAACAUUAGGAAGGCAGAUAUUUCACGGCAGCCAUUAAGUACCAUUGGAAGCAGGAAAACGUUAUCUUAAUCUCAGCUGCCUUGGGGAAUCCUAGUUCACCUGGAGUUUCUUUGCAACUUUAAAUUGUUAUACCUUCUUUAUGGUUUGGCAGGAGCUGGGACUGAACAACGGGAGCUCACCCCGUCGCAGGGAUUUGAACCGCUGACCUUCCGAUCAGCAAGCCCAAGGCUCAGUGGUUUAGACCACAGCGCCACCCGUGUCCCUAGCAGUUGGAAAGCACGUCCAAGUGCAAGUAGAUAAAUAGGUACCACUCUGGCGGGAAGGUAAACGGCGUUUCUGUGCGCUGCUCUGGUUCACCAGAAGCAGCUUGGUCAUGCUGGCCACAUAACCCGGAAGCUGUACGUCGGCUCCCUCGGCCUGUAAAGCGAGAUGUGCGCCGCAACCCCAGAGUCGUUCACAACUGAACUUAACUGUCAGGAGUCCUUUUUUCUUUAUGGUUUGGAGGAGCAAAAGGUUCAUUCAACAAUAAGAUAAGGCCAGUUCACAGCCAGACUGUUCUAGCAUACAAGUCUAACAGUAUCUUUUCUCAUUCCCUGCCAAGCUUCUGGCUGGCUGGCUACCUCCCCAUCUGUUCAUCCAUGACUGACUUGCAAACGUUCAAGGCCUUCUAGGGCAAUUGGUAUUAAUCAUGUUUGCCAUGGCUUUUCAGCAAAAUAAUUGGCUGCAGGUAGCAAAAUACAUUUGCAGAUGCAAAAAAUGUGCCUUGAGAAUAGGUGAUGGACAACUUGGGGCUUUUGUUUCCAAAAGCUGAUAAUCAGAGACUGCUUAUUACGGUCAAUGUGAUACAGGCUGAUAGAUUGUAAUGGAAAGGGGUAGAUUCUACCCUGUAUCUUCAGUUUACUGUGAACUGAGGCACCAUAGUUUCUCUCAACUGAUUCCCUCAGGUCCUUUCCUGUCUGCCAUAGUCAGCAGUACUUUGGGUUUGCUGCAUAACUGCUGGGGAGAGAUGGGUCACGGGGAGGGGGUAAGGAAAGGAGGGCAGCCUUACCGCUUGCUUGCGUGGUUGAUGUGAAGCUGCAGGGAGGGAUAUCUGGGUUGCUUGCCUGAGAAGCCUAGUAGGUUAUGAAAAGUUGACUUGCUUCAGUUGGGAAAUAGUAGGUCCAGCUUUCCAGCUAGACAUGAUCCCCCAAAGUUAAUCACAAUUCACUCAAAUGUCACCAAUUUCAAGGGGACCUUAUUUCAUUGGAUGUUUCAUGCCUUUUACAAGUCUUGUUACUUAAGCUGUGUUAAAUUAUCUUUUAUUCAUUGCCUUUGAUCAUCUAGGUGGCUCUUCGCAAAACGUCCUAGAGCUUGUAAAGAGGUAAAUAGUUAAUGGGGGAUUUGAACUAUUUGAUCGAUAGUUUAAAUAGCUAGCUGCAGGACAAUGCAAGGCCCCAGCUACACCACCAUCACUUUGCUACUUGAAAGUCCGGAUGCAUUAUGCAAACAUUCAGAGGCUGAGAUUCCAUUUGGCUAACAUGACAAUAGUUGUUGCUUGAUGUAUCCUUCAUGAAUUUGUCCAAUCCUUUUCAUAGUUAAUGUUUAAUGUCUAAUAUGUUAAAGCCAUCCAAACCAGUGGUUUUCAUCUCUGAAGUAGCUUGAGAGUUCCUUUGCCAAAAUCUAUUUGGGGAAGGGCUAUAGCUCAGUGGUUGACCAACUGCUUUGCCUGCAGAAGGACCAAGGUUCAACCGCUGGCAUCUCCAGGUUAGUCUGAGAAAAGCUGCAGCUUGAAUCCCUGGAGUACCACACAGUUGACAAUACUGAAUUAGAUGGCAGCGGUGCCAACUUGAAUAAAAUAUGGGGGGGGGGGAGGUAAGCCCCACCCCGCAUAAUCGAUCACAUGACACGGUGCACACAUUUUAAUAAUAAUAAUAAUAAUAAUUUAUUUAUACCCCGCCCAUCUAUCUGGCUGGACUUCCUCAGCCACUCUGAGCGGCUUCCAACAAAAUAUUAAAAUACAGUAUUGCACCAAACAUUAAAAGUUUCCCUAAACAGGGCUGCCUUCAGAUGUCUUCUAAAAGUCUGGUAGUUGUUCUUCUCUUUGACAUCUGCUGGGAGGGUGUUCCACAGGGUGGGUGCCACCACUGAGAAAGCUCUCUGCCUGGUUCCCUGUAACUUGGCUUCUCGCAGCGAGGGAACCGCCAGAAGGCCCUCGGCGAUGGACCUCAGUGUCCGGGCAGAACGAUAGGCUAUGACAAUGAUAAUGCCCGUGAACUUUGGAGGCCCCCGGGCCCCACAAAUACUUAAUUGGGGGACAAAGACCCCUUGGCCCCUAGGAGUUGGCUCCUAUAACUGGUGGUGUGACCUUACCAGGUCCCUAUUGGGAAAGCUGUGUAUAUGUCAUAGUAUAUGUCAUAGUGCACAUAGUAAGUACAUGCUUACUAUGAGAAGCUGCUAUGUUAAAGAAAAACUAAGUGUCCCUCCCAUGGCACAAUGGGUGAGUGCGUAUGGCUGUUAACCGGAAGGUUGGUGGUUCAAGGCCACCCAGGGAUGGCUGUGGGCAGGAUAACUGCCUUGAAGGUGGUUGGACUAGAAAGAUCCUCAAGAUCCCUUCCAGCUCUACAGUUCUUUGAUUCUAUUAUUAUCAUUGUCAUCACCAGUUGUCAUUGAUUAUAUUGAUGAGCAGCGUGAUCUUAAAGCCUCAUCUAUUUGCUGUAAACCCUUAUAAAAUUAUACUGCAUUAGUAAGUUUUGUGUAAUAGGAACGUACUGUAUGUUGUUAUAGAGGGAAAGAGAGGGUUAUAUCUAAGUCAUACUCAGAGUAGACCUACUUAAAUCAGUGGACCUAAGUUAGACAUGUCCAUUUAUUUCAUUGGAUCUGCUUUGAGUUAGAUACAACCCAGAGAGAAUUGUUCAUGCUGUGAGUAGAAUUUUAACACUGAGUUUUCAUUUAUCUUUUAUUUCCAGCUUGGCAAGGAGUCAACAGUCUGACAAGCCUGCAAUAGUUAUCUUUUCAAUGAUUGGAAAUGACGUCUGCAAUGGGUAAGGUUUUAAGAAAAUAUAACGUUGGGUAUAUCUCCAUUACACUUAAACUAAUUUAAUAGUCAUUCCCCCUUCCCAGAGAACUCGGGAAAUUAUAGUUCUCUAAACAAGAAUGCUGAUGUUUCUCGGGGGAGGGGGGGAAUGUACAGUGGUACCUUGGUUUAAGAACAGCUUAGUUUAUGAACAACUUGGAUUAAGAACGUUUUGGUUUGUGAACUUUGCCUUGGAAUAAGAACAUGUUUCGCUUCCUGUUGAGUGUGUUCCAUUUGUAAAUUGUAAAUUGAGUCCCCUGCUGCUAUGGGAAAGCACGCCUUGCUUUAAGAACGCUUUGGUUUAAGAAUGGACUUCCGGAACAGAUUAUUGUAUUUUUCGCUCCAUAAGACGCACCUAGUUUUUAGAGGGGGAAUGCCGGGGGGGGGAUUCUUUAAAGGGAGCGCUGAGCAGAGCCUGUGUGCAUCCCAGGCUCUGCUCAGCGCUCCCUUUAAUGAGUCGCGUGUGUGCGGCGCUUGCAGGCUUUUCCCCGAGGAGGGAGUCCAACCAGUCACUGACGGGCCGCCCUUCUCCCUCCUGGGGAAAAGCCCCCAAGAGCCGCUCCGCUCCGCGCCGCUCUUUAAAGGGAGCACGGCUCUUGCGGGCUUUUCCGCGAGGUGGGGGAAGAGACUGAGAGGCUGCCCUCUGUCCCUUCCCCCACCUCCCGCAAAAGCCUUUAAAGAGCGUGCGGAGCGUGUGUCUUGGGGCUUUUCCCUGAGGAAGGAGAAGGGACUGACGGGCUGCCCUUCUCCCUCCUCGGGGAAAAGCCCCCAAGAGCCGCACACACGCUCCACGCGGCUCUUUAAAGGGAGCGCUGAGCAGAGCCUCCCAGCUGCAUUCGCUCCAUAAGACACACACACAUUUCCCCUUAGUUUUUAGGAGGGAGAAAGUGCGUCUUAUGGAGUGAAAAAUACGGUAAGUUCAUAAACCAAGGUACCACUGCACGUAAAAAGCAUGAUAGAUAAACAGGUGUAAAAACCAAUAUAUGCAGGGCACAUUUUAAUUAUCAUUUGUGUAACAUCCUUGAUAGAAUUAUCUGAUCUUGUUGGUGUGGGGGGACACAAGUGCUCAUGUGUACAUUCUGAUAUAUUUAAAUGGUUCAUGCAUGUAUGCAUUCUACUGCUUUUAUAACUAAAUUGUUUACUUCUGCAGAGGGAGAGAAGGUGGAGAUAUGGGGAGGGAUAGUUUAUGAUUUUUGCAGAAUGUUCCCUGGCUAUGGCAUUUCAGUCAUUUUGUUCUGCUGAAAUACCACUACUACUUUUUGUUAGAAAAAUUACUGUAACAAACAAAACAUCAAACUAAAGUAGUACUAAAGACAGUCAUAAACAGAAAUAAUAAAGCUACAAGAUAAUAAAAUAAUAAUUGUAAUAAUCAUAAAAAGCUUUAGAAGGAAUGAGUGGCGUAAAAUAUAUUCCAUAGUGGAAUACAAACUUAAUAUUUGUAUUCAGAUACACCAAAUAUUUAUGAAUGUUGCCAAAUAAACUCAUAUUUAGUGGGAAUAUGCCAACCAUGAGAUUGUUUGGUUAUAUAAAUGACUAAAGAAGCCAGGGUGGCUAUCUAAAGAACUUUUAACUGAGUUAAGAUUAAAAAAGGAUGUGUACAAAAAAUGGAAAAGGGGGGAAACCACCAAAGAGGAAUUCAAACAAAUAGCCAGCACGUGUAGACCCCGUCAGGAAAGCGAAAGCACAGAAUGAACGCAGGCUUGCUCGGUAGGUUACAAGCACCAAACAAAGGCUUUUAUGGGUAUGUGCGUAGCAAAAGGAAGAACAAAGAAACAGUGGGGUCACUCAGAGGAGAAGAUGGUGAAAUGCAAACAGGGGACACAGAAAGGGCUGAACUCCUCAAUGCCUUCUUUGCCUCAGUCUUCUCCGAUAAAGAAAACAAUGCCCGACCUGAAGAAUUUGGAGCAAAUGAUUCAGCAGAGGAAACACAGCCCAGAAUAACUAAGGAGAUAGUACAAGAAUACUUGGCUAGUUUAGAUGUAUUCAAGUCUCCAGGGCCAGAUGAACUGCAUCCAAGAGUAUUAAAAGAACUGGCAGAUGUGAUCUCAGAACCACUGGCAGUCAUCUUUGAGAAUUCCUGGAGAACAGGCGAAGUCCCGGCAGACUGGAGGAGGGCAAAUGUUGUCCCUAUUUUCAAAAAGGGAAAAGAGAGGACCCAAAUAAUUACCGCCCAGUCAGUCUGACAUCAAUACCAGGGAAGAGGCUGGAGCAGCACCUUAAGCAAACAGCCUGGGAGCACCUAGACAGGAAUGCUGUGAUCACCAAUAGUCAGCUUGGAUUGCUGAAAAGUAAGUCAUGUCAGACUAACCUGAUCUCGUUUUUGACAGAAUUACAAGGCUGGUAGAUGAAGGGAACGCAGUGGAUGUAGCCUACCUUGAUUUCAGCAAGGCAUUUGACAAGGUGCCCCAUGAUAUUCUUGUAAAGAAGCUGGUAAAAUGCGGUCUUGACUAUGCUACCACUCAGUGGAUUUGUAACUGGCUGACUGACCGAACCCAAAGGGUGCUCAUCAAUGGUUCCUCUUCAUCCUGGAGAAGAGUGGCUAGUGGGGUGCCACAGGGUUCUGUCUUGGGCCCGGUCUUAUUCAACAUCUUUAUCAACGACUUGGAUGAUGGACUCAAGGGCAUCCUGAUCAAAUUUGCAGAUGACACCAAACUGGGAGGGGUGGCUAACACCCCAGAGGACAGGAUCACACUUCAAAAUGACCUUGACAGAUUAGAGAACUGGGCCAAAACAAACAAGAUGAAUUUUAACAGGGAGAAAUGUAAAGUAUUGCACUUGGGCAAAAAAAUGAGAGGCACAAAUACAAGAUGGGGACACCUGGCUUGAGAGCAGUACAUGUGAAAAGGAUCUAGGAGUCUUGGUUGACCACAAACUUGACAUGAGCCAACAGUGUGACGCGGCAGCUAAAAAGCCAAUGCAAUUCUGGGCUGCAUCAAUAGGAGUAUAGCAUCUAGAUCAAGGGAAGUAAUAGUGCCACUGUAUUCUGCUCUGGUCAGACCUCACCUGGAGUACUGUGUCCAGUUCUGAGCACCACAGUUCAAGAAGGACACUGACAAACUGGAACGUGUCCAGAGGAGGGCAACCAAAACGGUCAAAGGCCUGGAAACGAUGCCUUAUGAGGAACGGCUAAGGGAGCUGGGCAUGUUUAGCCUGGAGAAGAGGAGGUUAAGGGGUGAUAUGAUAGCCAUGUUCAAAUAUAUAAAAGGAUGUCACAUAGAGGAGGGAGAAAGGUUGUUUUCUGCUGCUCCAGAGAAGCAGACACGGAGCAAUGGAUCCAAACUACAAGAAAGAAGAUUCCACCUAAACAUUAGGAAGAACUUCCUGACAGUAAGAGCUGUUUGACAGUGGAAUUUGCUGCCAAGGAGUGUGGUGGAGUCUCCUUCUUUGGAGGUCUUUAAGCAGAGGCUUGACAACCAUAUGUCAGGAGUGCUCUGAUGGUGUUUCCUGCUUGGCAGGGGGUUGGACUCGAUGGCCCUUGUGGUCUCUUCCAACUCUAUGAUUCUAUAAUUCUAGGCAGCCCACAAGUGGAAGCAAUUUAAUAGUAGUAGUAGUAGUAGUAGUAGUAGUGGUGGUGGUACGGAGGUAUUAGUUACUAUAAUAGAAGAUUUACAUUGUGCAGUGGUUUGCUACUAUGUCAAAAGCUCAAUAUUGUGAGUCUAAAUAAUUAGUCAGUAGUGCUUGGCAUUGGCUGAGCUGCAGUGUACUUCCAUGGUAUCGUGAAUGGAAAUAAAUGAAGGAAAACAAUACGAAAUACCAAGCUCUCGAGUUCACCUUAUAAAAACUUAGAAUGGAGUAUCUAAUCCUUUUGCUUUUCUUUCACCCUCACUUGGGAAUAUUGACAUUUGAAUAAAUGGCCUGUGUUGAUGCCAUAUUGUCCAUUUGCACCACUGAUGUGACAAGAGGAGUUUUUGUUUUGUUUCUUUUCAGACACAAGUGCCUACCUCACCCUCUCCCUGCAAUAUCUCACAAAUGUUACUCCAGCAAGUUGUGCCAUUAAUUCUUUCUUGCUUUGUCUUUCUGUUUGUUUGUUUUUUAUUAUUCUUACUUCCAUUUGGAUGGUUUUAGUAUGCUGUUAAUGCCUAAGUUUUGAAACAGCACAAGUUCCACAAGAAUCCCAGACCUCUGUAUCAGAAAGAGAAUGCAUCUUAUUCUGCAAAAGAAUGAAACAUUAAUGUUUGCCCUUGUUCAAGUCUAGCUGUGGUCUCAAGGGAAGCUGUUGGCUCGUUCCUGUUACUUUUCAUGAUGAUAACUUCCUUUAAAAAGGCACUGGGAUAAAUCUGUUGGGAAAAUAGUACUGGGAAAAGAUGGGGCAGGAGCAUGCAAUGAAAUAUUUGAUCUAUAAAAGUCCACUAGAAUGUGUACAGAACUUUUCCCUAAACCAACCCUUGGCUUUCGCACCAUCAAAAUCUUUGCCAACUCACAAAACAGAGAUGUGGGUUUUUUGGAUCUCAAACUAUACAUUCAUCGUCCAGGAAUUAAUAUGCAGAUAUAGUGAAACAGAAGCAUUCAUAACAGAUACCGGGUUGCUGGUUUUUUUCUUUAAAAAUGGCGGUUGUUUUAAUUAACAAGUGACAGUAUUUCACUAUCCUAUUAAACUGGUAUUUAGAGCCAUGUUGAUUGGAAUAAUGCAUCCCUCUCCUGGUCUAAUUCAGGUCUCUGUUUCUAGCUGAAGUGAGUGCUGUAGCUUCUGUGCUGCAGAAUCACACCUCAGCCAAAGCACAGUUAACUGCCAAUAUUUCAUGCCAAGGUGGCAAGUGAGAGAUUGAGAAAUACAGGCAUUUGUAAGUGACAGAGAUAAUGAAAUUGGCGAAUCAUGUGCUUUCCCAGCAGAACCCAAAUUGCAAUGUCCAAAUGAGGAGGAUGUACAAAAAUAUAGACAGAUGGUACGUAUCUCACAGCCUACCAAGGCACGAAUGUAGGACAGCGAAAUAAUAAUAAAAAAGAAACAUGAAAAAAAAUGAAUGCACAGUGGGGUUCUGGGGGUUUUUUGAGAGAGAAGGGAAGCAAGCAAAAUUGUUAGAUUUGCUGUUUUUCCACUAACUGAUCAUCUCUGCAGCUUUCUUUUCCCAUUGCUGUAUUUUAUCUGUGACAUAAAGGCAUGAUAACAAGAAGGAAACAAGAGCUGACUGAUUGGGGCCAGAGGCAAUCUGUGCUUUGAAAUGAGGGACAACUGAAAGAAAUAACAGAAAAAAGAUUAAACUCCCUUAAUGGUAAAUCAGCCGUGAUAAAGGCUUCUCUGCCCAAGCUCCCCAGUUCUGAAAAUGCUUGAUCUUCUAAGGGCUUCUCUUAACUGCUGUGAGACAGUGUGCGUCUACAGAUGGAGACACAUGUCAAUAUUUAACUUUUAAUCUUUCAGAACCAUUGCUUCUUAACAAGGAUACAUCCCAGCUUUGUUGGGACACAUGAGGCACAUCCGGCACUAAACUCUUGAAAUUCUGCAUGGAAUGACGGGGUCGGAGUGGCCCCAAUUAACCAUCUAGUCCCAGCCUGCACAGCUUGAUGAUCCAUCAUUUCUUGUAGCCUGCCAGCCGCUUAUGGCACCCGCUGGGGUUCAGUAACCCUCCUAGUCUUGACAAAUGCAUCCAAACAGAUCACCCAAAGCGUAGCCAAACGGGAGACCAUUUAGCUGUUUUGCUUUUGCUGUUCCUUGCUAAGCGCCGUGUGGUCUUUUUCUCUCUUAGGUAUCCUGACACUGUUGAACACAUGACACGGCCCGAGCAGAUGCGCGCCAGUGUUAUGCAGGCUCUGCAAUAUCUCAACGGCCUCCUUCCCAAAGGGAGCCAUGUGCUUUUAACCGGUUUGGUAGACGGCCGCUUUCUGUGGGAUAACUUGCACGAUCGAUUCUAUCCUCUGGGUAAAUACACCAACUUUUUUUCUUAGAUGUGAUGGCGCUGCGGAGGUGCUAUGAAAUGGCAGUGCUGGGAUUCUGAGUGCCAGUUCAUUCACCACGUGGCUCUUUGGGACCCUCAGAUUUGUGCAAGUUGCAAAAUUUGCAACUCCUCCUUUCAGUGAAAGCACAUUGUCCAGCUUUAUACUAGAUAGUGGGUAUACUGUACUUAAGAUAUAUAAAGGACACCUUGGUUUGGGCUUUGGUGAUUACGUUUUUUGUGGUCAUAGCUGAAAAUUCCUCCAGUGCCUUAUUUGGCAAAAAAUAAACAAAUCUCUCCGGUCUUUUGUAUUAUUUCUUUCUAAACUUUAAAUGUUUUACAAAUGUCUCUUUUCCCAAUUGUGUCAAAGGCAGACUGCCUGCCUGACAGAUUUUAGCGCUUCCAGCUGGGUGCCGUGAAUUCAAUGGGACUUAUUCCCUGGCAAGGGCAUGUAGGAGUUCAGCUUAAGAUACUGUAAUUCAUUAUCUUGAUCCGAGAAGGAGAAAAAACUACGAGACAAAUGAUCAAAUAUGAACAUUUCUUAAUAUAGAGCAUGUUAUGGGAAGCCUGAGGUGAGUUUAACAAUACAUGAAUUUAGGUCACAUGGACAGAAGAAGUAUAUGUUUCUUUCUGUGACAGAAUGCAUUAUUUCCACGUUUAAAGCCAACCGAUGUGAGGUAUAAAAAAGCCAUAGUUGCACACAGUUGUCUUUAAUCUUCCUCCUUGACGUGAAAAAGCUAGAUUGGUUUUGGAGAGUGAAAGGCUUGUUAAUGGGUAUCAGUCACUCAACCCUGGGAUUUGAAGUGAAUAUUAUGUGACUCUGAUCUCUUGUUAGCUUAAUUGGCUGAGAAUAGAGGUGGAAAAGGUUUAUAUGCAGAAGUAAAGAAGACGUGUGUGUGUGUGUGUGUGUGUGUGUGUGUGUGUGUAAUGUGACUUGAGACACAGAUGUGAAGGGGCAGCAAUAAAGCCAAGGUCGGUUAUAUAGCAGACAUAGGCAAACUCGGCCCUCCAGGUAUUUUUGAGACUACAAUUCCCAUCAUCCCUGACCACUGGUUCUGCUAGCUAGGGAUCAUGGGAGUUGUAGUCCCAAAACAUCUGGAGGGCCGAGUUUGUGUGUGCUUGCUAUAUAGUAUAUUGCAAAUACAUUGUGUGAAUCAGCCUGAGGGAGUUUAUUUGCAACAGCAGUUACAAAGGAUAUAUAUGAAUGGGGCCAAAGAGAGCUCAUUUUGAAUCCUUACAUAGCUAUGCAAGUGUCUGAGCGAACCUGGGCAAAUCAUACUGCUCAGCUUUGCUUCACAAAGUUGUGGAGAGCAUAAAAGGCCUUAUGAACCUUAGCUUAUCCCAAAACAUUGGAGAAAAGCUGGAAGGUAAACCAAACAAGCACUAGGCUUUGUGCAUAAAAGGUAAAGGGUAAAGAGAACCCUGACCAUUAGGUCCAGUUGUGGCCGACUCUGGGGUUGCAGUGCUCAUCUCGCUUUAUUGGCCGAGGGAGCCGGCGUACAGCUUCCGGGUCAUGUGGCCAGCAUGACGAAGCCGCUUCUGGCGAACCAGAGCAGUGCACGGAAAUGCCGUUUACCUUCCCGCCGGAGCGGUACCUAUUUAUCUACUUUCACUUUGAUGUGCUUUCGAACUGCUAGGUUGGCAGGAGCUGGGACCGAGCAACGGGAGCUCACCCCGUCGCGGGGAUUCGAACCGCCGACCUUCUGAUCAGCAAGCCCUAGGCUCUGUGGUUUAACCCACAGUGCCACCCACGUCCCAUAAAAGCUUUGUGCAUAGCUUUUAGCUAAAACCAAAGAAGCCUGAAUAGAGCUGCUGCAGAUUACAGAUCCAAUAAUGAGACAAACUGCUAUUAAUUGCCUUAUACCUAAUUUUGGCACCGUUGCCUAUGCCAAAUCUUCAUGAGGAUUGUCGUGUACAUAUGCCAGCUAUCAAAAUAGCCACUGUACACUAAUGAAUAUAGUGAUAGUGGCAGGAAAUAUCAAAGGAGGGAGAGCGUCCGAGGACUGCUUGCCUGUUCUAUGUACUUGGGUGCCUCAGCACAAACAGUGAAAUUCUUAGUCUUUUUCAUUCUUUUAGGUGGAUGCAUGUAGACUUGGGUUGCAUACCAAGCCACAAUGUCCCCUUCUCCCACAGCUCCACUUCUGACCUUUGUGUGUUGAUAAUGGAAGUCUCCCAACCAUAGGGAUGCUUCUAAGCACUGAACACAAUGAGAAUCUCUUGAGAUUUUCACGCUCAGCAUGUGAAGGUCAGAAGUGAGCUUCCUCUCCUGGAGUUAAGCCCAAACAUGUUCACUCAAAUGCUCUUGCCAGGCAGAUUUCUAAUGCGUUUCCAGCAAGGGACAUGAUAUGUUUUCACGUGGUCAGUUUUGAAAAUAUUUCUGUUUUCCAGGCCAGUUGAACAAAGAUGUCACAUACGAACAUUUUUUCUCGUUUCUCAGCUGUCUACAGGUAAGUUGCCUCAAUGUCCAAUGCAAUUACAUCUUGGGCUGAAAAAAGCUGAGUAUGAGAGGUGAUGCCUUCUGUUGGUUUGACAUCUAGUUGUGGUGGAAGUUCGUGAGGUUCGUAAACGAACCUUCCUUUAGGAAGAGCGUAAAGCAGGGGGAGGCAACCUAAGGCCUGGGGGCUGGAUGCGGCCCAAUUGCCUUCUCAAUCCGGCCUGCAGACGGUCCGGGAAUCAGUGUGGUUUUACAUGAGUAGAAUGUGUCCUUUUAUUUAAGAUGCAUCUCUGGGUUAUUUGUGAGGCCUGCCUGAUGUUUUUACAUGAGUAGAAUGUAUGCUUUUAUUUAAAAUGCGUCUCUGGGUUAUUUGUGGGGCAUAGGAAUUCGUUCAUUUCCCCCCACCCACCCAAAAUAUAGUCCAGUCCACCACAUGGUCUGAGGGACGGUGGACCGGCCCACAGCUGAAAAAGGUUGCUGACCCCUGGCGUAAAGUAAUUAGGCAUGUAACUGUAUGUAGCGUUGGGACACGGGUGGCGCUGUGGGUUAAACCACAGAGCCUAGGACUUGCCGAUCAGAAGGCGGUUCGAAUCCCCACGACGGGGUGAGCUCCCGUUGCUCGGUCCCUGCUCCUGCCAACCUAGCAGUUCAAAAGCACGUCAAAGUGCAAGUAGAUAAAUAGGCACCGCUCCAGCGGGAAGGUAAAUGGCGUUUCUGUGCGCUGCUCUCAUUCACCAGAAGCGGCUUAGUCAUGCUGGCCACAUGACCCGGAAGCUGUACGCCGGCUCCCUCGGCCAAUAAAGUGAGAUGAGCGCUGCGACCCCAGAGUGAGCCACGACAGGACCUAAUGGUCAGGGGUCCCUUUACCUUUACCUUUAACUGUAUGUAGCAAGUAUAGACUAUGAGCUAAUCUUUCGGCUUUUAGAGAGGGCUGGCCUUAUCACAAGGUGGAACUUUGAAGAAGAAGCAAAUGGAAGGAGAUGGGUGUUGGAUUCCCCUGCUAGUCCCCAUGCCUUGCUGUUUUGUACCAAAGUGUUGCCCAGGACAAAAGCAAGUCUGUUGGGAUCAACAAGCCCCAAGGACAAAUUGAAUAGGUGAAGUCCUGGAGGGAUGACAGGAUCCAAACUUAACUGGGGGAGAAGAAGGGGGAUCUCAUUUCAAUAUUUGGUUUAGGGCUCCCAAGUUCUUGUAGGCCAUCCCUGAGUUUUAGUGCUCCAAACAAGUAAACCAGAGAUCAUGGACGAUUGUGUCCGCAACUAUUAAGAACAUCUGUUUUCUGAAUUUCGGUUGUUAAUCUGAAUUAUCUCCUUCACUCUGUUUCCUGCCUAGGUCUGAAACAGUAACACUUUGUUUUAAAAAAUACAUGCAAUGUUUUUGAUAACAUCUCCAGCCUUCCAGUUAAUGGAGGUUUUUCUCUGUCUCCUGGUGCCUUCAUUACAUAUCUUUAGGUGCGAGGCAAAAACAUUCCUCUUCUCCCUUCGGCUAAUUAAACAAUCUAUGAUCUUUUAAACUGUUUGCGUGGGGCUAUUCUUUUUGUUUGUUACUAUGUAUUUUGUGUGUGUGUGGUAAUAAUAAUAAUAAUAAUAAUAAUAAUAAUAAUAAUAAUAAUAAAAAACCACCUUGUCAUCUUCAGAGGAAAGGUGAAUAGACAUUUAUUAUUAUUAUUAUUAUUAUUAUUAUUAUUAUUAUUAUUUUACACACACAAAUAUUUAAAUCUUUCUGCAUUCACACAGUCUGCUCCAUGCGUUGGCUGGAUGUCUGCAAAUGCCACUCUUAGGAACCUGACCUCAGAGGUAUGUUUAAUAUAAAAGUAAUUUUAAAAUAUAUUCAGAUAUUCUAUUUUUAAAGACGGUAUUUGGACUUCUGCUGUAAGAAGGAAAUAAGGUUUUAAAGGACGGGAUAUUUUAUAUCACUGUUUUAGUGAAGAAAUCUGGACUCCUAAUAUCACCAAGGGCUUGUAUUGUUCUGCUUCAAUUCAAGAUGCUCAGAUCGGAUUCAGGUUCUUAUAUAUUUAAACAAUCUGCUUAAUGUACAUGGGGUUCAAAUGCCAGCAAAAUAGCCUGCCAGUUCUUGUUCUUUCCCAGAGUAAUAUCUCACUUAAAUCUUCAAGGCAAGCUAAUAGACGUUUUAUGGGACUGCCUUGCCUAAGAAUGAACAUUUUUGAAAGCAGCCUGCAUAGGUAUCAAGUGCUUCUAGCGUAAUAUUUUCCCUGUUGUGCUAGCUUUCUACAUGCAAGGAAGUCUUGGCGUGGAGGGGCUUGCAAGCAGGCACUCCCCCUCCACAUGGCGUCUGAAGCAGCUCAGUCACAAGGAGGAAUUGUAGGUCACGCUGUCUUGUACAUCUGAAUCAGUAAUAAUAAUAAUAAUAAUAUAUUUAUACCCCGCCCAUCUGGCUGGGCUUCCAAAAAAAAUAUUAAAAUACUGUAAUACAUCAAACAUUAAAAGGUUCCCUAAACAGAGCUGCCUUCAUAUGUCUUCUAAAAGUCUGGUAGUUGUUUGUUCUCUUUGACAUCUGGUAGGAGGGUGUUCCACAGGACGGGUGCCACUACCGAGAAGGCCCUCUGCCUGGUUCCCUGUAGCUUUGCUUCUCGCAAUGAGGGAACUGCCAGAAGGCCCUCAGCGCUGGACCUCAGCGUCCGGGCAGAACGAUGGGGGUGGAGACGCUCCUUCAGGUAUACUGGGCCGAGGCCGUUUAGGGCUUUAAAGGUCAACACCAGCACUUUGAAUUGUGCUCGGAAAUGUACUGGGAGCCAAUGUAGGUCUUUCAAGACCGGUGUUAUGUGGUCUUGGCGGCCACUCCCAGUCACCAGUCUAGCUGCCGCAUUCUGGAUUAGUUGUAGUUUCCGGGUCACCUUCAAAGUAGCCCCACAAAGAGCGCAUUGCAGUAGUCCAAGCGGGAGAUAACCAGAGCAUGCAUCACUCUGGCGAGGCAGUCCACAGGCAGAUAGGAUCUCAGCCUGCGUACCAGAUGGAGCUGGUAAACAGCUGCCCUGGACACGGAUUUGACCUGUGCCUCCAUGGACAGCUGUGAGUCCAAAAUGACUCCCAGGCUGCGCACCUGGUCCUUCAGGGGCACAGUUACCCCAUUCAGGAUCAGGGAAUCCUGCACACCUGCCCGUCUCCUGUCCCCCCAAAACAGUACAUCUAUCUUGUCAGGAUUCAAUCUCAAUCUGUUAUAAAUGAAUUUGACAAAAAGUGGCACCUUUCGCUCAAGCAGUUUUGCCUACAGCAGAUCCAGGAAGGAAUUGUCUUUCUACCGUCUGGAAAUGGCUUAGGCUGGCAUUGAAUGCAAACCUUGGUUGUGAAGCUCUGAACCUUGCAGACAAAUGUUGCUCUAUAUACUGUGCCAAUAUCUUAAUACCGUUUUGGUCAAGGUUGUAAGCAAGGUCAGCUGUUUGUACAAGCGGGGCGGGGGGGAACAGCUCUGUGACUUGGACGUUAAAUGGCAGAUUUAAUUUUACACUUGUUUUUGUGCAGAGAAGCUGAAAGCAGUGUGGCCACACAAAGCUUGCAUGUUGUUUUAUUGUGCAUAUUACUGUAAGGUGCUCUGAAGUCUUGGCAGGCAGAGGUGGGUAAGAGUUCUCAUAACAAUAAAACAAUUCACACAUAUAUUCCUUGUGGGUUCCCGACACCCCACAGAGAGCCUUACAGCUUUCCAGUGUCCUGAAGGAGCUGGCAAAAUCCGAGAAAUAUGCCAAUUUUGACGUUUUCUACAUGGAUUACCCACUGAAGGAAGGUAAGCUUUUAUAGAGGAGCUGAAUAAAGACCCACUCGAUACAUAUCACUAAAAGGGAGAGGUGAUGCCUACCAGUCCAAAAGACAAAUUCCAAUUGUUCGUUUCCCUAAGGACGCCCCUGGGUUUAGGUACUGGGGGGUGGGACUUGGGAAAGGUGCAGUCAGUGGGCUUCCAAUCCCUGAAUGGGACAACCUGCUGUUGCUGCACUCCAUUCACUUGCCCAAGAUUGAUAACUACUACUACUAAUAAAAUAAUAAAAUAAUAAUAAUAAUAAUAUGGCCCAGGACCCUCAUACCUACGGGACCGCCUCUCCUGGUAUGUCCCGCAGAGGAACUUAUGGUCUUCAAACAAAAACAUCUUGGAGGUCCCGGGCCACAGAGAGGUUAGGCUGGUCUCAAGCAGAGCCAGGGCUUUGUCGGCUGUGGCUCCGAUCUGGUGGAACGCUCUGUCACAAGAGACUAGGGCCCUGCGGGACUUGACAUCUUUCCGCAGGGCCUGCAAGAUAGAGCUGUUCCACCAGGCCUUUGGCCAAGGCACAGCCUGACCCCCUUCUUAGGCAAUCAUCACAGAACACUAGCCCAAUGGUUGCCAUUAAUUUGAUUUGAAUUAAUUUUAUAAUGAAAUGAUUUUAGAAUGUUGUAUUAUUUUAUUGUUGUUAGCCGCUCUGAGCCCGGCUUUGGCUGUGGAGGGUGGGAUAUAAAUACAAAUUAAUAAUAAUAAUAAUAAUAAUAAUAAUAAUAAUAAUUUAUUUAUACCCCACCCAUCUGGCUGUGUUUCCCAGAACCAAGGUAGCUGGAGGAUGUGGCCCUGCCUCCUCUCUCCUGCAUGUUCAGAGAGCACUGAUGUGCAAGCAGUGACAGAAAAGGGAGGCAAGCAGGGCCACAGGGCUCUAGGAGGUGACAGUUGGGAGGUGGACCCAGCAACAGCACACCACCCCAAUCUCAGAGCGGUGCGAGAUUCCAGGGGUUCCAGGCGCUUACCCCGGGUUUGUGUUUCCUUUGGGAACGAGGGACAGCAGAGACUGUGGUGUCUUUAUUUACAUAUAUAUACAACCUGAGCCUCUUUCCUUUGUUUCCCUUAAUGGCACAUAACCAAGGCUAUCUUCUCAACACAGGAAGCUAGCCUGGCUUAUAUUUUAACAUUUGCUGGAUCCAGAGGUUACCGCAGAAGGUUCUUGCAUACAGCCUACAGUGGUGCCUCGCAAGACGAAAUUAAUUCGUUCCGCGAGUUUUUUCGUCUCGCGGUUUUUUCGUCUUGCGAAGCACGGUGUCGGAAAAGUUUUGGAAAAGCUUCAGAAAUCACCAAAGUCUUCAAAAACCUCAAAAAAGGCUACCACACCACGUGCUAUGAGUUGCUCCUCAAAGUCAAGUCGCAACUGUAUUAACGGUUUUAAGAAAAAGGAAACAAUCUUGCAAGACGUUUCCGUCUUGCGAAGCAAGCCCAUAGGGAAAAUCAUCUUGCGAAGCAACUCAAAAAACCAAAACCCCUUUCGUUUUGCGAGUUUUCCGUCUUGCAAGGCAUUCGUCUUGCGAGGUACCACUGUACUUCCCCUCUCUCCUUGCUAGUUCCAGCAGUCACCCCCAUCAGCAGCAGUAAUGGUGAGAAGGCUUCCACAGGGACUACUAGAACCAUUGAGGGGACCCAGGUGACUUUUUCUGCUAGCAGAAGCCCCGCUGGUCCAGAGGCUGAAUUCUGAUCUGACCUUGUGCUCUCCCAGGGCCAGCCCAAGACAUUUUGGCACCCCCCCUCCCCACCAGGGAAGAAGGGGGGAGGAAACAAGGGGGGAGGAGAGAUAGAUUGACAUCGGCUGCCCUGUAGAUCCUGCCGCCUGAAGCAGUCACUACACCUUGUCUCCUGACUGGGCUGGCCCUGAGCUCAUCGUGAUGCCGAAAACAAGAAUCUAUCCCUCCAUUGAGGAAGGGGGAGUGUUGGUGGAGGAUACAGAUUUUGGGUGGUCGGCUAGUCCAGCCAAAAUCUGUAGACCACUGGCUACAUGAAUGUGCCUCUGGCUCUCAGUCAACUCAUGUGGGUGCCAACCCAGCAAGGAAACAGUAUGUGUAAGCAGCAGUUUGUGGCUCUUUCUUGCAGGAUCCAGGCAUAAGAGGCUUACAGACUUUGCUUCCUAAACAUUCCUUUUACUUAGUUAUGCAAUCACUUAUUCUUCGCUUACAAUAAAUUAUUAAGGGAUCCGUCGCUUAAAUCAAAACCAUUCUGAAUACCCUCUUAAUGUUUCAUGAGAGUCAUUAUCUGAUUGCUGAUGAGCCAAAUUACUUCGAAGUGCUAAAUAUAUUGAGUCUGGGUUGGGUGGGGAAAUCAAUGGGGUUUACCUUUUCACGUUGGCAAACAAAAGAAAAUGCAACACAACCUUAGGGAAUGUUUGUCACAGGCCCAUAAUCGUGUUUACAAUUAAAGGCUUCUGCUUAGUGGAAGCAUCACUUGUCAGUUUCCCUUCUCGCCUGCCUCUGCUCUCUUCACUGACCUAUUUUUCAUUUUCUUUUUGCUAAAGUUACUGCAACCCCCUUUUUGGAGUCUCAAAGUAUUAUUAAAUAUUCAGCAGCUAUUGCAAUCUCUCCCUCCACCCCUCCGGCUUUGGGUGACGUCCUAAUUUUUGGAUUUUGAGAGCCCUGGCACUGGUUUCAUUGUGGAUUAGGCCUCACCCAGAAUUUUAAACUGUUUCUUAAGUCCCCCAUGAAGCUCAUUCCUGCUAUAGAAAUUCCUUCCUCUUAACAGUGCUGCUCACAGACUCUUGUAGCGCUUAAAAACCUGAAAAAGUGGAAAGUGAGGAAAAAAGAAUGUGUGAGCACACAGUGAGUUUCUGUCAUAGUUCCUUUAACCCUCUUAAAUUCCCAACACGGAAAGUGUUUUUUAAACUCUAGAUCACAGAGCUGGGUGUCAUAUGUGUUUGUUUACAUGCAAGAAAUCUGAUGUAUUCAGGUAGGGGCAUAAUAGACUGAAAAUGAUGGUAGCUGUCAGUUUGUGAGAGAUUAGUAUUGUUAUAGGUCUCUCCCCCCCCAAAAAAACCCCUUGGAAAUUAAUAAAUGGUAGGAUUUUGAUUAUUUGGGAUUUGAAGGGACACGGGUGGUGCUGUGGUCUAAACCACAGAGCCUAGAGCUUGCCGAUCAGAAGGUCGGUGGUUCAAAUCCCCGCGACGGGGUGAGCUCCCGUUGCUCGGUCCCUGCUCUUGCCAACCUAGCAGUUUGAAAGCACAUCCAAGUGCAAGUAGAUAAAUAGGUACCACUCUGGCGGGAAGGUAAACGGUGUUUCCGUGCGCUCCUCUGGUUCUCCAGAAGCAGCUUAGUCAUGCUGACCACAUGACCUGGAAAAACUGUCUUCGGACAAACGUCGGCUCCCUCGGCCAGUAAAGCGAGAUGAGCGCCGCAACCCCAGUCAUUUGCGAGUGGACUUAAUUGUCAGGGGUCCUUUAGCUUUAGCUUUUAUACAGGCUGCAGAGGAAUUCCUGGGCUAGCCCAUGCAAAACGACCUGCUAGGGCCAGUAAGAAACAAUAUAGGGCCAUUGGCAAUGCAAGAAAACUGGCCUUCCCCCCUGCUCUGAAGUGUGAACAGAGACGGGGGAUUUGGAAGGUUGCCCGGGGUAAGGCAUGAUGUCCCAAGAAGAGUUUGGGACCUUUGGCAUGAGGCUUGGCAUAUCUGAACCUCACAGCAACAUUUGACCGUUUGGACCAGUCGUAUGCAGUAAUGAAAAUGGUUCAGAUCCAGGCACAUAUAUAACCACAACUGUCCGUUUUGUUUCCAGAAAGCAGUGACCUUGAAUUUUGAUUUUGGGGAAGAGGGAGCUGAAGAAUAGGAGACGGAAUGUGUUCAAUCGGAAUUCAGUUUACGUAUUUUGUACCUUUGCCUCAUGUGAGCCUCAUUCUUACUUGGAACUGAAUGUGUGUUCUUCUGCCAGCAUUUAUGCUCCAAGAGUUUACCUUGCAUAAAUAUCUUGGAAGGGCUUAAAUGCCGCCUAGAAGGAAAGGGGAUUGGAUGCAGUAUUGGCUCUGACAAUGUUUCAUAAAUCAUCAUAAUCUUCAUGUGCACAACUCAUCUUCUAAAAAUACUGCCUGUGAGGCUGGGUGAAGUGGAUGUGGUGCUUAUACGUGCCGUGCAUAAUCUGCUGUGAUUAUCUCAUUUACAGUUGCUGAGAUGUGGCAGAAGUCUGGAGGAGAGGCCUGGCAGCUAAUAGAACCUGUGGAUGGAUUUCAUCCUAACCAGGUAAGUAGCAGAGAAAGGCGGUGGGUAGGAAUAGGAGGCAAAAGGCACAAUAAUGAGAAAUGUGGGUUCUCAAGGGAAUAGGGGGGUCCUCAAGGGCAUUCUGGAUGUACCACAACCUCUUUCUGUCUUCAGACAAAGGAACUCUUAUUUGGCUUCUCCCACAUUCUGAGUUCCUGGGUUGACUUCAUCAAGCCCAUCUUUCAACAUCACCUUUACAUUGAAGAUAACGCCUCUCUACCCCAGCAUUUGACAUUCUACAUUAGAACCCAUUUGACUAUUUUUUAAAAAUGGAUUUCUGUCAGGAUGCUGUCAGAGGCUCCCAGCUGGUGGCCCAGGAAAGGAUAAAGACAAAGAAAAGUUUCAUACUGUCCUUUUUUACUUCAGUCUUUCCAGAGAGAGGCUAUAGAACCCAGCCUCUUGGAUAAUGCCGUUGUCCCGAGUGAAUCUCCACCCCCUGUAUCUCCCUCAUUCGUCAUCCUCAUCAUCUCCUCCACGGGUGCUGCUAAGUGUCCUCUGUCUUUCAGCUCUUUGCUCUCCUACUUUUAAGGCUCACCAGGUCCUGGGAGAUGGAGGGUCUGGAAUGCUUUCGAAUGACAUGUCAGUCAGCUGCUCUGGCUCUCCCACAAUUUCCCAACUUUCUCCCUCAUCUGCCUCUGAGCUGUGACCUCCCUCAAAGCCCUGUUGUACAAUUCAAAGUGUUGGUGCUGACCUUUAAAGCCCUAAACGGCCUCAGUCCAGUAUACCUGAAGGAGCGUCUCCACCCCCAUCAUUCUGCCCGGACACUGAGGUCCAGCGCCGAGGGCCUUCUGGCGGUUCCCUCACUGUGAGAAGCAGAGGGCCUUCUCGGUAGUGGCACCCGCCCUGUGGAACGCCCUCCCACCAGAUGUCAAAGAGAUAAACAACUACCUGACAUUCAGAAGACAUCUGAAGGCAGCCCUGUUCAGGGAAGUUUUUAAUGUGUGACAUUUUAAUGUAUUUUUAAUCCUUGUUGGAAGCCACCCAGAGUGGCUGGGGAAACCCAGCCAGAUGGGCGGAGUACAAAUAAUAUAUUAUUAUUAUUAUUAUUAUUAUUAUUGUCAUCAUCUAUACUGUCUUCCUCUUCCUCCUCCCUGGAAGGGUCAGGAUGGGGAGGUGGUCUCUACCACUCCUCUGCCCAGUCCCUCAUAAUUUUUAUACUGUCUUUUUGAAUUGGCAUAACCCUGCCCAGACCCAGACCUUAUGGAUGGGUGAGAAUCCUAGGUGGUUAUGAUGACAAUAAUAUAACCUCUUGUCAGGGACUGGCUGGAUGACUGGAGGCGGGAGGAGCACCAGCCGGCCAACCUCCUGGGGAAGCCUCAGAGGAGGAAGGUUAAGAGCCUGGGGGGUGGACACUGAAGACAGAGCCGGGGUGCCAACUUGAAUAAAAUAUUGGGGAGGCAGGUAAGCCCCGCCCUACAUGAUCACAUGACAUGGCACACGGACAACAUUUGAAUGGCAAUGCUCAUCAACUUUGGGGGGGGGUCCUAUUGAGCAGAGGAUGGUUGUCUGCUGGAAAAGCAACAGGUGUGAGUGAGAGGGAAAAGCCAAGAGCAGAAAGCAGUUCAGACUCCGUACAUGAAGCUUCCCAGCAGCUUGCCUGUCCUACUGUUAGGCUCCCGCCCUCCCUUAUCUCCAAGGACACGAAGAGCUAUGCAUGCGGCAGAACAAUGAGCAAGGGCUCCCUCCCGCCAUAGUUGAUGCCUAUGUGGGCAACCUCUGGAGGACUGAGCAGAAAGUGGGAAGCAGGAACUUCCUGGCAGGUGUCAUAUGGAAGCUGGUCCGGCCUUGAGGCUUCUCUGCACUGUUUGCUGUUUUCUUGAAUAAAGAAUUAAAUUCCCUGUUCGUCUCUGCAUUAGAGUGCUGACCUGCAUCUGAACUAGCCCUGACACUUCUGUGCCCCAUAAGCUUCCCCACAUUCAUUUUUGCAUUUUAAAUUUCCUGUCUGAUAUUUCUGCUUAGAUGUUUCACACUGCCUCAAGCUCACUGUGUCCAAGGCUGGUGCUCUUCUCUUUCCCAGCAAGCCUCUUCAGUAUUCAUUUAUAACAUCGCCAUUCACCAUAUUAAACAAGCACACAACCUUGGCUUUAUAUUUGACCCCCUUUCUCAUUUGCUUCCUAUAUUCAAUCUGUCGCCAAGUCAGGUUGCGUCUCCUCUUACAGGAUUGCAAAGACAUAACCCUCCCUCUCUUGACGCAAAAUUUUAGUCAACGUUCUGAUCACCGCCUGCCUUAAUGACUUCUCCUCUCUGGCCUUCCUUUGCUGCAUCUCAGCUCCCUCAUCUCUCCCUGGAACUUUGCUGCCAAAGUAAUUUGCUCUGACUAUGCGGCACCCUUCCUUAACCUCCUGCACUGGCUCCUUGCCUCUUCCAGAUUCAGCACAAAACCUGCGUUGUUACCUGCUAAGCCCUCCCUGACCUUGCCCUCAUUCAUUUCUCUGUUCUUGUACUCCAACAGAUCCUUGCCCAAGACUGUUGCUCCUCUAGCUCUGCCACCCUCCGUGAUCUGGAGGGAUUAUAUCCAGUUAGUAGUAGUAGUAGUAGUAAUAAUUAACUUAUUAUUUAUACCCCACCCACCUGGCUGGGUUUCUCCAGCCACUCUGGGCGGCUUCCAACAGAAUAUUAAAAUAAAAUAACCUAUUAAACAUUAAAAGCUUCCCUAAACAGGACUGCCUUCAGAUGUCUUCUAAAAGUCUGGUAGUUGUUCUUCUCUUUGACAUCUGGUGGGAGGGUGUUCCACAGGGCGGGUGCCACUACCUGGUUCCCUGUAACUUGUCUUCUCGCAGUGUCCCUCUGCUCUUUUAUCCAAUGGAAUCUUAACAACAGAGGGACAGAAAUCAAGCCAAUAUUUGAGGAUAUUCUUUUCUCCUUCACCCCACCAAAAUCUGUUCCAGAAGGUUAGCAGGCUUCUGGAAUAGUAAGGAAAAUGGGUGAUCUCUAUUUUCGUUCCGCUGACUGAAAGCUCUGCAAGUUCAAACCUAAGUUUUCCUGCUCCCUCAGUCACUUCCACCCUUUUCUCUUGCUGCUGCUUAAACCUGGUUCUCUCUCCUAGAACACCUUCACAAUGCCACCUCUUACAUUGUUCAAACCCCUCAAACCCCACUAUUCCGCAAAACAUUUGGCACGUUAGUCCUCAGUUCCUACUGAAGCCUCAGCAUAUUUGUAAAUACGUACACUGAACACAGAUACCUUUCCUUGGUGGGUUUUGUCUCAUUUGCAUAUAUGUUCCUAUUCCAUAUAGACAGUUGAUACCACUUUAAUUGUCAUACCCCUCAAAAGAAUACAGAAAGAAUGCUGAAUUUUAAAAAAAAAUAUUCUUAGUAAUAACUAUUAAACUAAUAGAAGUCCGUUUAAUAAAUAUAUCGUACACCUGUUACAAGCGUGCUCUGCUGGGGAUUCAGUCAAUUAAGUAGUCAUCCAAUUUCUUUAAUAAGAUUAUGUUUUAAAAGUUAUGUGGAAAGACGUGGGCUACAAUUUGGAAACAAACUUUCUUCCAGCAUUUCUCCCAUAUUUACCUAGUGGUGUGGGAGCCAUUUCGCUGUGGGAUCUUCCCACAAGUGUUCAGAUUCAGGAACACCGUGCAGAUGGAGUUCCUUUCCCACUUAAUUGAGGCCAGUGUUCUUUGCCAACCAACAGUUGGAUAAAGAAUAAGUAAAUAUCAACAAAAUAUUCAAUCAUCUAUCUCCUUUAUCUUGGCUGCAACCAUUUCUCUGUCUCUCUCCUUUUCCAUCUCUGCUUUUCCUUUGGUAUGAAGGAACCCAUUAUUUCAUGUUGUAUAUGACUAUACACACCUGUUGGACGCGGGUGGUGCUGUGGUCUAAACCACAGAGCCUAGGGCUUGCCGAUCGGAAGGUCGGUGGUUUGAAUCCCCAUCAUGGGGUGAGCUCCCAUUGUUUGGUCCCAGCUCCUGCCCACCUAGCAGUUCAAAAGCACAUCAAAGUGCAAGUAGAUAAAUAGGUACCGUUCUGGCAGGAAGGUAAAUGGUGUUCCGUGCACUGCUCUGGUUCGCCAGAAGCGGCAUAGUCAUGCUGGCCACAUGACCCGGAAGCUGUACGCCGGCUCCCUUGGCCAAUAAAGCAAGAUGAGCGCCGCAACCCCAGAGUCGUCUGCAACUGAACCUAAUGGUCAGGGGUCCCUUUACAUUUAUACACACCCGUUACGCCCAAUUGAUGGCCCUGAGAAAUAAGACCCUCCCUGGAGCCCAUCAGUUAGGAUGGAAAAAGCCCCCAAAAUGGCCGGAGACGCAGCGGGGAUUUGUUUACGCUGCUCAGCCUCCUCUCCUAACAGCUAAUGUGUGGAGUGCUGCAGCAGCAGCAUGUUCCUCCAGUGCUUCAGUUCUAGUUGUGGAUAUUUCUGGAUGCUGUAUUUUUGGUAUGGAUUGAAGGGAGAGCGGCAGAGAGGGCGUUUAGAGAGUGCUCCCCACUUUACGCGAUUUCACAUGUGCAUGCAGGGGCCCGGAAUGUAACCCCCAUGAAAUUAGCACCUGCACACAAUGUAUAUGCAAUUGGAACAAUGUAUGAUUGGUUAUUAUUGCUAUUGGGAGGGAGAAAGCAAAACUCGCAAAACUGGGCCUGCCUAUGCGGUUCCUUUAUUCCGAUACGUGACAUGAGAUCCCACUUUGUGCAAGCAGCUCCAUCUCGGCUCACAGUAAGUGUGAAAGGGUCGUCUGCGUCAGAAUAAAUAAAUGGCCUGUGCACUGAUGCCAUUUAAAGUUGAGUGAAAUUUUCAAAACCACUUGACAUCUAGGAGAAUAUAAACCUGCUGUUCCGUAAGUUAUGCCUAGAAAUCCCAUUCUUAAUACUGUCCUUUGAUGGAUUGCUUUUAGAUAUGGGACUUAUUUGCAAGAUUGUACAGCCUUCUCCCCCCAGCCCACCUGUUGGGUUGGAGGUUUUUUUUUUUUUACAAAAUAAAUAUUUCCCUUUUUUAAUAGCCUCAUCCUUUUCUUCCUUAACCCUCAAAUCUAAGCUACGGGGAGGCUGAGUAACUGAGCAGCUUCAAGGGCAGUGCUGGCUUUGAGGGCUUGAUUGCUGACAUAGUCAUGCAUUUCAGCACAGCCGAAUAAAGCAAAAUGUUUAUAUGCUUCAGAAAGCUCUAAGGCAAUACACCCGGCUCAAGCGGACCAGUCUGAGUUUAUUCUGAGAAUUAUAAUCACUUUAUAAGGAUAGGAGAACACAGCUGGAGGGCCACUGGACCCUUUCCUUCCAAAUGACAAAAUGUAUUUGUCAGAAAACCCCGACGCUGGAAAAAUUCAUGCGGUGAUUUACAUAUUUUAAAAGACUGAGCUGAAAAGAAGCACUUAUCUAACUCUGUGAACCUGGAAAAGCAUUUAAUUAGUCAUAUAGGCAGCUCUAUGGUAGGGCGGAAAGAGAGCUAGCAGCGUUUCAGCUUAACUUGGGAAGGGAAAGUAAGAAUUACUUAGAGGGUGAAGUUUCUGUUGACAUGUUAGCACAUUUUUAAAGAAAAUUGUGCUGUGAAUUUCAGUGGUCCUUUUGUUGUUAACUGUUUGUUCACUGAGCACCUCAGGUUGCCACACCAGAGUUUAUACCAUGGGUAGGCAACCUAAGGCCCGGGGGCCGGAUCCGGCCCAAUCGCCUUCUAAAUCCAGCCCGCGGAUGGUCCGGGAAUCAGCGUGUUUUUACAUAAGUAGAAUGUGUGCUUUUAUUUAAAAUGCAUCUCUGGGUUAUUUGUGGGGCAUAGGAAUUCGUUCAUCCCCCCCCCAAAAAAAUAUAGUCCAGCCCCCCACAAGGUCUGAGGGACAGUGGACCAGCCCCCUGCUGAAAGUUUGCUGACCCCUGGUUUAUAAUAAUAAUAAUAAUAAUAAUUUAUUAUUUAUACCCCGCCCAUCUGGCUGAGUUUCCCCAGCCACUCUGGGCGGCUCCCAAUCAGUGUUAAAAACAGUACAGCGUUACAUAUUAAAAACUUCCCUGAACAGGGCUGCCUUAAGAUGUCUUCUGAAUGUCAGGUAAUUGUUUAUCUCUUUGACAUCUGAUGGGAGGUUGCUUGAGGGAAAUCACCUUCAUGAAAGCAUCUUCUUUAUACUUUGAGCCACCCAAAUUGCUACAUUUGUUGAGUAGCUGGAAGCCAAGAUUAACCAAAUUAACAGGAAUUGGUCUCUUUCCCUAUUCAUAGAGUAGAAUCCUAUAUGUGUUUACUAAUAGGUAAGUUCCUUUGGACUUACUCUCAGGUAAACAUGUUUGUAAUUGCAGUCUUAAGAGGUGAGGCUAAACCUGUUAAGGCAAAAAUAGCUGUGAUGUAUAUUUUUCAAAUACAGGAAAGGGAGAUGUUUAUUUACCAAUGGUGGAAAAGAGAUUGAAAUACCAUAUAGUCCAUUUAAUGUGACUUUUCCACCUACACAGGGGACAGUGCAUCCGUGAAAGAAAAUUAUAUUUUCCUAUUACACAAUAAUUGAUUUUGCUAGAAUUAUACCUGUUUAGUGGUUACUUAUAGCUCCCAAACAAAUGCACCUGCGACAAAAUUAGCACUCCUCAUAAAGAAAAGAUGCACAUGUGUUGGUUUUUGCCUCCUGCCACUAAAAUCUCCUGGGGUUUAAGACAUGAAAUCUGUUUAGGAUCACUAAAAGCUAUGUGUUAAAGGUGCAUUGAACAGUUUCUGUGUGUCAUUGAUGUAGGCUGGCUUUCUUAUUAAUUUUAGUCACAUAGUCAUUGAAAUCCCAGCGAAAUUCUGAGAUGAAAGUAGAUCAACCUUAAUAUAGCAAAAAUGAAAGGUUAAAAUUGUGGGUCAAACACAUCAGGUAAAAACAUAUAUUAGCUAGAUAGGAGAGUCUGUUGUAAAAGGCAUGCCAGGCAGGGACUAAUUUUCCUUUCAAACCAAUUUUGCACUCCGAAUGCACUAAAAACUUGGUUUGCGUUGUUCCUGUAUUAGCCAAACAAAUCUAAGGAAACAGGCAUUUGGUAAACAUAAGAUUCGCUGAGCAAUGUGCAGCCCGUAAUGUUAUAGUUACAGAAAUCUCCAUGAACCAGGGACUGUUAAGUAUUAAAUUUCAUGGCCAUGUUAGUGGUGCCAAGUUUUGUUUUUACUGGCCACAUUUUUGUGCCGCAACUAGCUGCUUACCGUAUUUUUCGCUCCAUAGGGCGCACCGGACCAUAGGGCGCACCUAGUUUUUAGAGGGGGAAAUCCAGAAAAAAAAUAUUAUUUCCCCCCCAGCCCCAAAGAGCAGCGUACAGGCUGCGCGCAACCUCUCCCUGCCGGAGGGGUUGCGCGCAGCUAUGGCACAAGCCAAGACAGCAAGCGGGAUGGAUCCCACUCGCUGUUUUGGCUUCCUCUUUAGCCACGCACAACCUCUCCCUGCCUCAGGCUUCAGGUUUCCUUUUGCUGAAGCCGGAAGAGCAAGACUCUCCCGGCUUCAUCGAAAGGAACCUGAAGCCUCCAGAACGCAGCGGGAGCGCUCCCUCUGCGCUUCGGAGGCUUUGCGUUGCUAUCGCUGAAGCCAAGGAGCCUGCAUUCGCUCCAUAGGACGCACACACAUUUCCCCUUAAUUUUUGGAGGGAAAAAGUGCGUACUAUAGAGCGAAUAAUACGGUAAAUGUGCCCAAAUAUAGCACAUGAAGCUCUUCCUUGCAAGGGACAAAAGUGAUGUACUAACUUGCCCCUUUGUUUUGACUGCUUCCAGGUUGUUUCUGCCCUUGGAGCGAGAAUCAUCUGGAAGAAGAUACUUCAUGAAUGGCCUCAUGUUCUUGGAAAAGAAAAUCCAUCCAACGAUGAGAUUGUAGCAGUGUUCAAAGAUCAAGGAGGGCACUGAUUUCAGCAUGCUAAAUACAGUGGCUUUUCACCAUUCAGAAUAAAGAACACCUUUCCCAACAAUGCAAGCUAACCUUUGGGGUAUUGGAACAUAAAAGGCUGAUGGGUGCAAAUAGUUCUUUAUCAACUAUCUGGCAGCUGAAUGCACCAGUGGCAAAAUUUUACUUACGUAUAGAUGUGGAAUCUCAUAGGAGACUGCUUGCUUUUAGGCAAGGCUUUUCACCCGUUUGUCCCAUCAAUCUACCAAGCCUCUUCAGGUCAAUUUGUUUCCGAUACACAUUAAAUCUAAUUGGAAUUCUCUGUUUAUAGCGUAUUUUAUAUUCAAAAAUUCUGCUAGAUAUUUUUUCUUCUUCAUUUGAAUAAAGCAUCUGGAUGGG